Molecule: messenger RNA, 70738 nt
Organism: Podarcis lilfordi (Lilford's wall lizard)
Lineage: Eukaryota; Metazoa; Chordata; Lepidosauria; Squamata; Lacertidae
Source: the annotation of a GenBank genome assembly
CGAGCGGGGCGGGGCCGAGGCGCGUUUCCCGCGCAGCUGCGCUGAGGGAGCCCGGAGCAGGAGGAGGCCGCCGCCGCCUCGGUCCCGCCAUGGCUUCUCCGGCCAGGGCCCUCCGGCCGCGCCGCUCGGCCCCCGCGCCGUGAGUCCCCGAGGGCCGGGCGGGCGGGCGAGGGCGGGCGGGGGCGGGCGGGCGGCGUGGGGCCGGGCCGGGCCGGGCUGAGCUCCCUCUUGGUCCGCAGGGCGACGGGCAGCGACGCCUCGGAGGACUCCGGCGACAGCGCCUUCCAGGAAAGGCCUGGCGGCCAGGCGCAGGUAGGGAGGGCCGGAGGGAGGCCCCGGCUGGGUGGGGCGCCGCCAGGCCGGGCUGGGGCUCCCGGCUUCCUCGCCCUCUCUCUCCGUCCCCUCAGGCCCCCAAGGACCCUCUGCCGGCCCGCGCCGAGCCCAGCGGCGGCGGCCUCUUCCCGGCGGUGAAGGCGGGCGGGAGCGCCGCGCAGGUGAGGGGCAGCCGAGGGAGCCGCGCGGAGAAGGCCCUGCUCGGGGCUGCAGUCGGGGCAGAGAGCGGGGAGGGAGGGAGGGCCCAGCACGGAGAAGGCGCCCCCUCCGGCUCAACCCGAAGCUGCUGCUUGAGCUCCCUGGGAUGCGCCAGCAGCCGUCCCCAGGGGAGCUUUGGAAGGAGAGGGAAAGAUGUGCCUCCCCCCCUGUCCUAUGUGCUGGAGUGGGAUAGCUGGCUUGGUGGGCUGCAGUGGAGCAAGGGGUGGGUUUUGGAAAGGAGACUUGGGGCAGGUGAGAGUGGCAGGGUUGGCUGGAGAAAGAGAAGGAGCAGGGAGAUGCGGGGGGAGGCAGAGGAAUGUGUCUUAGGGGAAACGCAAAUCCUCUAGUAUGCUUGUGCUCUUGUGGGUCUCGCAUCUCUCUCUUGUUUCUAUGUGCGUGUCCUUGCCCUGCUCCCUUUGCCUACUGCCAUCCUCUGUCAACUGCCACAGUCUAUAGUUGAUGACUGGCUUGAGAGUUACAGGAAAGACAGGGAAUCUGGGUUUCUGGAGCUGUUCAACUUCAUUGUCCACUCCUGUGGUUGCAAAGGUGAGUUUAGAGUGGAGUGUUGUGCUUCUGCGUACUCUUGCAAAAGCUCUCCUGUGCUCCGUCCUCCUUCCAGUUGCAUGCUUGCUCUGCAGUGAUGUGAGGCUGGACUGGCGCUCUCUCCCUUCUCUUUCCCCUCCACGGCCCUGCAGGUGUAGUGACCCUGGAGAUGCUGAGAGGCCUUCAGAACUCGGAGAUCAUCCAGCAGCUGACAGAAUCAUUUGAUGAGGUGAGAACUAAGGAAGGGGAUGUUUCUGGGGAGGUUAAAUCCAAACAGUCGCCUUGGAGGGAGGGUGGCAGAGACAAAUGGUGGACUCAGACAAAUCUUUUCCUAGGGCUCAGCAGAGUACCCACUGUUGCUGAACACCCCAGUCUGGCGGCGGUUUCGGCAGGGGUUCUGUGAGCUGUUGGGAGUUCUUGUGCACCGAACACAACAUGCUGUUCUCUAUGAUGAGUAUUUGAUGGGUAGCCUUGUCGCCCUGCUUACUGGCAUGUCUGACUCCCAGGUGCGUGCUUUCCGCCACACAAGCACCUUGGCAGGUAGGAGAGUAGUCUGGGUUUGGGUGGGCAGAUGCAUCCCUUUCUGAGAGGAGCUGAGAAAUGCCAUGCUAUGCUUCAUCUUUCCCUGUAGCCAUGAAACUAAUGACAGGUUUGGUGGCGUGUAGCUCUGAGUGUCUAACUCACUGAGAUAGGGCCAGAGCUUGCUCACUAUCAGCUCAGGCCAUGUGCUUAGAGCUAUUUCACUAUAUUUUGUCACCCAAGAUUUCUGCUGCAUCUCCCACAGGGCAUGUUUUCAGAAAGACUGGUCCAGCGCACCACUAGUGAAAUGCUCUGUUUAUCUAACAUUCAACCACAAAGGGGUUCCAGCCUAAACACCCUUUCCACAUUUGCAGUCCUGUCCCAUCUCCUGUCUUCGUUGUACUCCUAUGAAAUACAACUUGGACUCAGAAACCCCUCCAGGAGAAAGCGGAAUGAGGAAUAACCUCUGCUUUCUGGCCUCACCAGGCAUCUUGGAAACCAGGGAGCCAGAGAGCAAGAAAAUAAACUGGAAGGGGAGCAUGAUGCUCAAACCACAUUUGGGGCGCCUGCAAAUUACAGGGACAGGCAGGUGUUUUGCCUUAGGCAACCUCGGUCUUGCACAGAUCAAUUCCAUUAAUGAUGGUAAUUUGCAGCAUAAGUAGUUUAUGUAUGAACCAGAACCACAACAAGGAGCAUUGAGAAACUCUCAUGCCAAGGGUUAUCCCCCUGCAGCUUUUGUUUUCAGGGUUCUGUUCAUAGAAUCAUAGAAUCAUAGAGUUGGAAGAGACCACAAGGGCCAUCGAGUCCAACCCCCUGACAAGCAGGAACACCAUCAGAGCACUCCUGUCAUAUGGUUGUCAAGCCUCUGCUUAAAGACCUCCAAAGAAGGAGACUCCACUACACUCCUUGGCAGCAAAUUCCACUGUCGAACAGCUCUUACUGUCAGGAAGUUCUUCCUAAUGUUUAGGUGGAAUCUUCUUUCUUGUAGUUUGGAUCCAUUGCUCCGUGUCCGCUUCUCUGGAGCAGCAGAAAACCACCUUUCUCCCUCCUCUAUGUGACAUCCUUUUAUAUAUUUGAACAUGGCUAUCAUAUCACCCCUUAACCUCCUCUUCUCCAGGCUAAACAUGCCCAGCUCCCUUAGCCGUUCCUCAUAAGGCAUCGUUUCCAGGCCUUUGACCAUUUUGGUUGCCCUCCUCUGGACACGUUCCGGUUUGUCAGUGUCCUUCUUGAACUGUGGUGCCCAGAACUGGACACAGUACUCCAGGUGAGGUCUGACCAGAGCAGAAUACAGUGGCACUAUUACUUCCCUUGAUCUAGAUGCUAUACUCCUAUUGAUGCAGCCCAGAAUUGCAUUGGCUUUUUAGUUGCCGCGUCACACUGUUGGCUCAUGUCAAGUUUGUGGUCAACCAAGACUCCUAGAUCCUUUUCACAUGUACUGCUCUCAAGCCAGGUGUCCCCAUCUUGUAUUUGUGCCUCUCAUUUUUUUGCCCAAGUGCAAUACUUUACAUUUCUCCCUGUUAAAAUUCAUCUUGUUUGUUUUGGCCCAGUUCUCUAAUCUGUCAAGGUCGUUUUGAAGUGUGAUCCUGUCCUCUGGGGUGUUAGCCACCCCUCCCAAUUUGGUGUCAUCUGCAAAUUUGAUCAGGAUGCCCUUGAGUCCAUCAUCCAAGUCGUUGAUAAAGAUGUUGAAUAAGACCGGGCCCAAGACAGAACCCUGUGGCACCCCACUAGUCCCUCUUCUCCAGGAUGAAGAGGAACCAUUGAUGAGCACCCUUUGGGUUCGGUCAGUCAGCCAGUUACAAAUCCACUGAGUGGUAGCAUAGUCAAGACCACAUUUUACCAGCUUCUUUACAAGAAUAUCAUGAGGCACCUUGUCAAAUGCCUUGCUGAAAUCAAGGUAGGCUACAUCCACUGCGUUCCCUUCAUCUACCAGGCUUGUAAUUCUGUCAAAAAACGAGAUCAGGUUAGUCUGACAUGACUUAUUUUUCAGAAAUCCAUGCUGACUAUUGGUGAUCACAGCAUUCCUUUCUAGGUGCUCACAGACUGUUUGCUUAAUGAUCUGCUCCAGAAUCUUCCCUGGUAUUGAUGUCAGACUGACUGGGCGGUAAUUAUUUGGGUCCUCUCUUUUCCCCCUUUUGAAAAUAGGGACAACAUUUGCCCUCCUCCAGUCUGCCGGGACUUUGCCUGUUCUCCAGGAAUUCUCAAAGAUGACUGCCAGUGGUUCUGAGAUCACAUCUGCCAGUUCUUUUAAUACUCUUGGAUGCAGUUCAUCUGGCCCUGGAGACUUGAAUACAUCUAAACUAGCCAAGUAUUCUUGUACUAUCUCCUUAGUUAUUCUGGGCUGUGUUUCCUUUGCUGAAUCAUUUGCUCCAAAUUCUUCAGGUCGGGCAUUGUUUUCCUUAUCGGAGAAGACUGAGGCAAAGAAGGCAUUGAGGAGUUCAGCUCUUUCUGUGUCCCCUGUUUGCAUUUCACCAUCUUCUCCUCUGAGUGACCCCACUGUUUCUUUGUUCUUCCUUUUGCUACGGACAUACCCAUAAAAGCCUUUUUUGUUGCUUUUAACCUCUCUAGCAAGCCUGAGUUCAUUCUGUGCUUUAGCUUUUCUGACUUUGUGUCUACACGUCUUGGCUAUUUUUCUGGGGAAACUUAACUUUACUGCCAGCUUCCCAAAGGGAGAAGUUUUGUCUUUUUUCUGCUUUUGGUCCUACUUUGGUGUUACCCUCUGGACUGCCAAUCGCAGCGUCAUAACUGCAGGUGAGGGGGAGGCAGCUGCCCCAGUGAGGAUUUUUCUUUUGAACAUCACAAGAGCUGGAAGGCAAAUCCUCAGAGAUGCCCUUCCCCCAAAGCCAUUGGGCCUCAUUGAGAGGAAGGGGGAGAGGAGCUAACAAGGAUUAGUCUUGGACGUCUUCCUUCUUGCACAGUCCCUGGGUUGGGGCUCGCCUCAGUGGGCUUGGGGCAUUUCACCCCUGGCUUUUCUUCCUCUGCAGACAAAGGCAGAGGUGAGAGUCUUGGACUGGGGCAGUGGGACACAGAUCCAUUGGGGCUCAGAGUGCCACGGAGGGGGUGGGGAUGAGCCACCACGCAUCUUUCCUUGGGGAGCUGCUCUGCCAGAGCUGCCCUGAUGGAGGCCAGCACAGCCAAGGGGAUCCAGUGGCGCUUCCCUGGCUGGGCCACCCACAGAGCAAAUCUCCUUGCCACACCUGCCCAAGGCGGCUCAUUGGGAAACUGCUGAACAUGCAGGGGGCCAGCAGGACGCCUGAGCAGCCUGAGCAAGAAAGAGAACCCCACUGCAGCCUGCCUGGCCCAGCUGCGGAUGGGGAACAGAACAGGGUGUGCUGGGGCACAGGUCUGCUUGCCUCAGCUUAAAAUGUGUGGGCCAUUAGCAGCCAAACAAAACAAAAGCCUAUUCUUGCUAGUUAGCAUGAGAAGGGGCUAAGAUUACAGCUGACUGCUAAGGACCAAGACCAUCAAAAUGCAAUUGGUAGAGAGGACUCUGUGUGAUGUCAUUUCCCCUCCUCUCCUGGGGGCCUCCUGGUACUUCCUGCUCCUCUCUCUCCCUUUGGCCAGCCAAGAGGGCAGACGUUCCCUUUGCCUGCUCCACUGCAGGCAGAUGCCAGAAACUGGUUAUACAGCCAAGCUCGGCUCCCAAACGCCUCCGUUUUGGAACAUUUUGGCUCCCGAACACCAAAAACCCAGAAAUAACUGCUCCGGUAUUUGAACAAUUUUCAGAAGCCGAACAGCUUCUGUGGAGUUUUUUUCUUUUAUCUCCAUUGACUUUGCUGGCCACCCUUUGAUCCUUGGUUGUUGAACGUUUCGGAAGUCAAACUGUCUUCCGGAAUGGAUUACGUUCGACAACCGAGGUUUGACUGUACUGUAAAGGUAAAUAUUGUUGGGGGAUUGAUCAUUUGUUUUACAGACAACUGAGUGAGUUUCUGUUCUGUAUGUGAUGCAACUUUCAGAUGCUGGCCAGAAAAACCAGAAUGGUUACACUGCUGCAAUAUAAGAAUGAGAUCAUUGUCAGCUUGCAGCAUCUGGAAAAAUAGCCUUGAAAAACUGUGCUUUUUAUUAUUUUAUUAUUUCUUGAGUUUAUAUACCGCCCUAUACCUGGAGUUUCUCCUUAGACUACUGCUGUGUGCCAUAGUAUGCUAAGUGAGAUGUUCCACUGUUGGGACCAGCAGCCAUAAAUGGACUUUCUGUAUAUAUUUCAACAAUUAGGCUUAAUACGGGCAAUAAAGAGCUUAUUGCUGGGACUGCUCUUGCGUCUUGAGCUGUUUAUCCAUCAGGGCAAAUCCGCUUGCAAAAGCUGCAUGUUUACAACUCUGUUGGAAGUGUGCUGGGCGAUUGGUUUAAGGCAGGAGUUUGAAGGCCAUAAAAUCUCAGAGGUAUUUUGCCUGCAUAAUUUUUACUCCUGCCAUUGCUGUGAACCAAUGCAUGAUAAUAAGUAAAUUAUAUUUUAAACUUACUUCCCAGGUUGUUGACUUUGUUAAUCAGGGUAAGAAAGGGAGAGUCAGUUGAGUUGAUAGCUGGACUUGCUCAAAACAAGGUUUCAUAGCCUAAUCCCUGUGCUUUUAAUGUUGCAGCCAAGGAUGGGACCCCCCCCCCCUUUGGUGUCCUCUGCUCUGGGCUGUUAUUGGGGAUCCACGGAUUACACACACAUGAAGGAGAUGGAUGGUUGGUGAAGGAAUGGCCGCUACUGCUUCAACCAUGACGGUCCCUGGCAGGGCUUCGCUCGCUGCCCCACAGGGGACUUUCCUUGCCAGGUUCCAGCGCCCCCUUCCUGCAUAGAGGCUGGAAUCCCCCCCCCCCCGAGUCCUGUUGAUUGCAUGGGGGCUGCUUUUCAUCUCCUGUUUCUGCUGCUGGGUCGGCAGGCCGUGGUGUCCCAAGAGUCAAAAUGUCAUAGAAUCAGAGAGCCACAGAGUUGGGAGAGACCAAAGGGGUUAAGGUCUCACAGCUAAUGUGUCGGGUUUUGGGGGGUUCUCAAAGGCACGCACCAGCCAGAAGAAGAGGACGUCACACAGUGGAGAUAUAAGAAGAAAACUUGUAUUAAAAUGCACAUGAAAACAAUGGGGCUGAGGCCCCGCUGUGCUCAGGCUCCCCAUUCCACUGCUUGGCUCCAUCCUCCUGGCAGGCUGCUCCAUGGCUAGUCAUGCUCAGGCAGAGACAUUAAUGGGCUCAAAGGCUUUGAUGUCUUGAAAUUUGUCACAGGAGAAAUUAACCAGCAGCUGCUUCGUCCCACUCUUGCUGGGCUUGACCUCGAACUCGAGGCGGGUGCUCUGCUUGGCCUGCAGGGGUGGCGCGCUGCAAACAAGGAGCAAAAGGAGCCAGUCAGCUGAUGCUCAGGAGGAGCUGUGGGCCUGGCAUGGGGGCUGCCUGGCCCUCCUCUGCCCUUCAGGACUCCAGGGCUAGCUCCUGCAGCAGCAGCCGCCAAGCCAGAGGCUCUCCCAGGCCCUGCCCACCAGGCGGGGUCUCCCUCUCGCUGCUGGGUUCCCAUGCGCAGGCCAGGCUGCUGCUUCAUUUGCUUUUCACUGCUAAUUAGAUCAAGCACAAUAACUCUGAGUUGGGGGGGGGACAGUGGCAGAAGCAGGUGCUUCCCCUGCAGAAGGACCCACGGCUGGGAGGGCAGCUGCCAAAGGGACCAGAGCAGGGGGGUUGCGACUAACGGGGUCCAGGAUGGACAUGCCAUGAUCAUUCAGGUGGACCAGAAGGUACAGCCUGAGGUGCAGCCAGUGGGGGGACUCUGAGCCUGGAGAAACGAUGGAUGGCUGAGCAUGAUGGACCCACUCGGGGGGCGGGCAGUGGGUGCUGAGCAGUCUCCCAUUACCCCUCACCUCCCUCUCAGACCACCCUAGGAAGAGCAGCUCUGGACGGCCCCUCCCUCGCCCCAUCACCUUGUGGCAGUGGCAGCAGAUGGCAGGAAGGGUAUUUGGGGGGGCGUAUGCCUGGGAAUUUAUCCUUCUUCUGAUUUGAGGGUCAAACUAAAUGUUCCCCAGUUAAGCAGCUCAGGCUGAAGGUAGCCAUGAGCUCCCACAUCCACGCCAGCCAGGUGAGGAGCCAGCCUGGUCCCAGCUGAGCACACAAGUGGCUUGUGGGACCUUCAGUUUGGAGCACGGGUCCCUCUCCCCACAAAAUACUUCCACAUCCCAUCAAAGCUUGCUCAUUAGGAAGCAGGGACCCAGUGUCCCAAUUCCUCUCUAGAAGGGUCCUCCUUGAAGUCUUUCUUCUAAGAUCACUUUUCUUCCUCAGAGUAGUUUGUCCCCAUUGGCUGCCCAGCCUCCUCCUGACUUUGGAUGUGCCAAAGAAACAGCAGCCCAGCUCUGCCUUUGCCAGUUCCUGGCUGGAGUGUUGAAAGGCAGUGGGGACACCCAGCCCCAGCCCCACACAGCUGCCACCAGGUGGGGUGAGUGACAGCACCAGUGCUAAGCACUGCCUGGGGUGGUUGGCAAGCCGGGGGGGUUACAAAUGAGCAGUUUGAGCAGUGGGGUGUUGGGGGCAAACAUUUCUAAAGGGUGGCUGAAACUCAUGUCUGCAGCAGAGGCUGCCUGUGCACAGCUCUCAAUCUCUCUCUCUCUCUCUCUCUCUCUCUCUCUCUCUCUCUCACUCUCACACACACACACACACACACACACUCACGAUUCCCUGAAGCAAUUUCUCAACUAUUAAAAGACACCUCUGAAGCAAAAGGGGCCCCAGCCUCUGUCACUGACAAUUCCUGGUACACAUAGAAAAGUUGCCUUGGAAGGUGAUAGAAAAGUGGGCUGUGACUCUUUUGGGUAGUGAGCAAAGGAAGCCCCACAUGGCCAGGAAGACACAGGAGUCCCUUCUGGGCACCCCUUUCCAGACCCCCCCCCCCGGGAGACUGGAGCCCCGACUUUGCCUGCUCUGGAAGUGCAGCUGAGGAACUGGGAGGUGGGAGCACCACAAGGGAGCACCCCAGCAGCCACCCCCAGUCCUGGGGAGGGGACACGGCACCCCCCCUGUCUGGAUGUCCCAGGCACUUACUCCAGCUUGAGCUUCUCUGCCAGCAAGUCACUGCCCUCUGCCUGCAGCACACAGUCCUUCACUUCUUCAUUGAGAGGGUUGGUGAAGACCACCUCCACCUUCAGCGGCUGGUCCACUUUCGCCUGUCCCAGCACCUGCCCAGAGAAAAGCCCCCAUUGAGUAGGAGGGCCACUCCCCAGGCCUCCCAGGGGGCAAAGCCAGGAGGGCACAGGCCUCCAAAGGCAUGCCUGGGAGGACCAUGCACUGCCCAGCAAGCAGAGAAACUUGAGGGGCAGUUCUGUGGGCAUCAAGGCAGGGAGGCACUCGGGAGCCUCUCCUGGGCACAGAGGCAGCUGAGGAAGGCUUACUUUCAAGGUGACGGAGGGGUUGCUCAGCGUGAUGUCUCCUUCCACCACGGCUUCGGUUCCCUCUGAGAGUUGGCACAAGGCUGUGGCUCGAAUCAUGUUGUCUGGCGUCAGGUGUUGCUGGUACUCAGCGUAUGAGAUCUUGAGAGGAAACUUUUUCUCUGAAAGUGACAAGUAACCAAAGGGCCUUCCAUGAGAUGUGGGUCACGCAAGCCGGCAGGGGCAGACUUUGGUCUUCCAUAGUUCAGCAGCACCCAUGGGAGACCUAAUUUGGCACCCGGCCUCAUGCACAUGCACUGCAUCAUAGUUGCAACACCUUGUGGCUCAGUGGCCGGUGCAGAGGAACCUCUUGCGGUGCUCAAAAUCCCCCUCGGAUGCCAGGAAGAACCCCAAAACGUUGCCCUUUCUUCAGGGGAAGGUGAGUCCCAUAGCCCUUGGUGGAGAACAGUCAGGGGCUGCCAAGGCAGGAACUUGGCUAGCUGGGGGCAGAUAUGGGGAGCAAUGAUCCCCCUCUUCCGUGGCCCUUGCCCCCCAACAUUGCCCAUGGGUGCAAAAAGAGGAGCCCCCCAUCUCUUGGGGUAGAGCAAGUGGAAAAGGGGCAGGCCAAGCACAGAGGUCAGCACACACCAGCAGUGGAAGUUCCUUGCACCCCAAGAUCUGAGGAGGUCGCUGGAACUCGCCAUCCCCCACCCCAGCAAGCCAAGAGGGAGACCUAUGAGAGGUGCCUCUGCCACCACCCCCACCCGAGUGGGGCUUCUCCAGAAGGCCCGACUGUGGCUUGUGGGCAAAGGAGGAGGAAGAGGGGGCAUUGGAGGCUGCCCCCUUGCUGUGGGGAGCCCACAAAAGGCUUACCUUCUUGCGGGCCCAGAGUCACUGCGAGAGAGUCCUUCCAGACUUCAUGGAUGGGCUUCCCAUUGUAGACGAUGGACCAGGCGGUCAUCUUGGCCGUCAGGCUCCUGGCCUUGGAGGCAAGGUUCUUCAGGGUGAAGACCAAGUCAACAUCCUGACCAACCUUUGGCUCAGGGCUCUUGGACUUCAGAGUCCCUGAGAGGUUUGGGUUCACAGCUUCCGGACCCUUGGCAGAUAUGGCAUUGAACGUGUUCAGGUUCAGCUUCUCACUGGCCUUUUUGAAGACGGCUCUUUCCUUCUCUGAGCCUGGAAGAGAAACAGCAGGUGGCAAAGCCCAGCGGGGCUGUUAGGCCCCAGUGCAGGAGCCAUAGGGACCAGCAGUUGCAUGAAGGGCACCUUCCCUCUCCUUCCCCAGGCCAGGGGCUCUUGGGGCCUCAGCCUCGCAGCCAUCCUAGCAGUGCAAGGCCUGGUGGCACAGAAGAGCUGGGGUCCUGAGGGCUGGCAGGCAGACCAUGGGGCUCUUUGCUCAGGCCUGGCUUGGGUGUGGCGCAUGGACUUAAAAUCUUUGCCUGCCCUCCCUCCCACUCAUUGGUGGGCAAUACCACCCAUGUUCCGCCCUCCCUGCCCUGGCCAAUCUGCUGACAGGGCGCCCAAAGUAGCUUCUGGGAAAUGCUCUGAGAAACACCUGAGCCUCCAUGGGUGUAGCCAAGGGGCAGCAGGGGAGCAUCUCCCCUCCAUCAAGUAAAUCCAUAAAAAUAUUUAACUGAGGUUCUGCCCCCAACAAAAAUACUGGCUCCACCCAUGUGAGCCUCCCUCUGCUUUGCUCUCCUGAUGGGCCAGUCUUGUCCUCACAACUUGGGUAAGUGCUCAUUUCCUUGGCAAUAAUCCAGAUCCCUCAACAUUUCCAGUUUCUGUCUCAAUUUGCAUGCCUUACCUUCUGGGUAUUUAUAAUUGUUGGUGACAUCCUGGCGGGCAUUGCUGCCCACGGCCUUGGUGCUUAUGUUCUGGCCAAUCUUCUUGGUCUUAGAGUAGACCUUUGUUUUCUUUCCCGUGUUCGUGUCAUACGUCCAGGUGACGCGGUCGGCAUUGACCUCUGCAUAGACGAACGGGCAAUCGUAGUUCAGGUCGACGUCUCCUUCCUUGAUGGCCGUCAGCGAAGCUGGACCGCACUGGAAGAUGCCUGCAGGAAGGAAAGGGAGGGAGAACCAGUGGGCAUUCUGCGCCUCAAGGUCACAUGCAAGAAAACAGUUUGGGAGGGGGCAAACAAAACCCCAGCUAGCAGAUACAUUUAAAACAAAAUGAAAAGCAUACAAAAUAAACUUUCAUAGCAAAGACCCACUAAGUCAGCUGGGAAAGCCCGUCAGAACAAAAAUGUCUUCAGCUGCUUCCAGAAAGUGCAGAUCAUGGCUGCCUGUCAUAUCUCAACAGGGAUGCUGCUCCACAGAAGAAGGGCAGCCACACUCAAAGCCCUCUUCUUGACAGGUCAGCUGCUUUUGGUGAGAGCCAUUGUCGUCGUAGGCAUUGUGAGUUUGGGAGUGAGAGAAGGGGCAGAGAGAGAGGCAGGGGAGAGUUUUUUUAACUUGCAGGAGAAACCUCCUGCCAGCUGCAGCCACCUACUGGGCAGCCAGUGCCAGAUUUACAUAGCUUGGGCCCCCGAAAAAAAAAGGAAAAAAACAACCUGGAUGUACAUUUCCAAAAUAUAAGAUAAAAAACAAAUAAAAUAAAACCUACAUACAGCAACAGUGUUUUGUGUUGUGUAUGGAGCUAUUAAAAUUAAUCAAUUUUAUGUAUAUUGGUAAUUCAAAAUUAUUUUGAUGUGAAUGGACAAUUUGUUGUUGACAAAGGACAGCUGGGCAUAUAAAGGGCCCCAUUCCCUUCUGGAACUUAGGGCCUCAUCAAACCUAAAUCCAGCCCUGUGGGCAGCAAAGGGAUAAGAUGGUCUCUCUUGCAAGGAACCUGGUCCCAAGCUGUAUAGGGACCAUAUGUGUAAGUACCAAGGCCUUGAACUUGGCCCGAUAGCAGAAUGGCAGCUGGUGCAAAUUCCAAAUGUUGCUGCUGGUUGGUCCCUACAAUCCACCUUGGUGUUCUGCCCUCCACAAAAUCUUUCCUUUCAAAAAAUACAUAUUAUUGUGCACGGCACUCCAGCAGGUUUCAUAAUAUGAUGGGCAAAAGGUCCCCCUGCUUAAAUUUCUUUAAAAAUUAAUUCCAUUUUUCAUUCAUUUUCCUUCUGUCAUUGACUGCUCCCACAAAUCCCCCACCAGGAUGACAUUGCAGCAAAAGGUUUUGUUCGCCCCUUUGCCAGGCUCCCUAAAAUCGGUACAUAUAAAACAAAACUAUCAACAUUUAAUAGUGAAUGAUACCAAAUUAUAUUUAAAAAGAGAAUAGCUGGUGGGAAACCUUGAGAAUCACUGUUCCUAUAGCAUUGACUCUUCCAGAAACACUGGGGGAAGAAAAAUUGUGACUCCCCCCCCCCUUUUUAGACAACAAAGGCAAGCUUCCCUAAAACGAGAGCCCCUGGACCUCUUUGUCUGAACUUUGGCAGGUUUCUUAGCCAAGGGCGGCUCCCAGUCUCAGGUUCCCAGUUGCCCGCAUAAGACUGGGAGAGGAAGGGGGCUUCUCCCCACCUGCCCCAAAUGCCAACGGCAGCCCCUGAGGAGGGGCCACUGCCCUUCACAGAGACAUCCUCCUCUCAGGAGGGGAUGCCUCUUAUUCCAAUUCUGCCACAAAAUAAACAAGCAACCUUCUUUUGCUCCCAUGAGAAAAAUAGCCCUUAAAGGUCUUGUGGGAUGUACAACAUUCCUUGUAAUGCUAGAGUGGACAUGCAAGGGAAUGUUUGGUCCAGCCAGUUGAAACUUCCUGUUCCUCCUGGCCUGGAGCAUCCUUCCUCUUGCAUGUGACCAGAGGUGGGCAUGACCUCACCUGUCCAGGUAACAAAAGGACGAGUCAUAGAGCACUCCCUCCCUUUUUUCCUUUCUCCUUUUGUCUGCUUCCAGCUAGGACUGCUCUGUUGGCUUUCAGCCAACAGCAGCACAGGGAUAUGGGGUAAAUCCACAUGUUGCUAUUUGUAACUUUAAGUCUUUAAGCCUUCAGGACUGAUACUGUGCACUGCCUGAAAGUGAGUAAACUUACUUUUUGUUGACUAUGAAGAGGAUUGUGGUGUCUUUAUUCUUUUAAGAGGGAUUUAAAAGGGGAUCUUACCAGGAACAUACAAUUCACUCUGAGGCAGAUUGAAUUGCAUAAUAGUAAGAGGUUCUAAUGAGCCUGCAACCAGUUUCUGCUGUGCAUGAGAAGGGGAACGUAACUCUGCUACAUAAGGAACUUGCUAGCGCAUGUUAGGAAGAUUAUUAAUACAAAAUAUAUCCUCUCCUGCCACCCUGAACAUUCCCACAGGUCCCUUGGAUGAAACUCCCCUGGACAAAUCCACAUGGAGGUUGGCAGGCUUUGGAUUCCACUCUGGAGGAGAUCCUUUGCCUGCAAAUGUCAUCCACCUCUGCAAAAAUGCAGGUGGGGAAUUAUUGCUGAUUUUAGAUUUCCCAUUAUAUAGUCAAGGGGUAGGGGACAGAGCUUGGGAUUUAGCAGAUCAGAAUUGGUCCCAAAUAGUGAAUUGAACUGGAACAACACAGAGCCUUGGGGUCGCUUCCAACACUGCAGUUCUUUGAUUCUGCUGCCCGCCACUUAGCCCCUCACCAAACCUGGACAUUUCUGCCAUGGGGAACAGUGUGGCAAGAAGGCAAAGCACAAAUCAGCCCCCCCCCCCCAGUUCUCACCUGUGCUCCUCUCCUGGGGAGUUGCAUCCAGAAUUUGCCACCCAUUGAACUGGGAGCCAAUGUCCGGCCGGACAAACCAACCUUCAUUCCAGACAUGGAAGUACCUGGGCCAGAGAAUAAACAAGCCUGAUGUGAAGGUUUGCAGUGAGAUGAGGGCAGAUUGUGGCUUCCACCACGGCAACUUCCUCCUGCCAAGGAAAGGACCAAGAGAUCCCUUUCACCCACCCACCCAGGGCCCUGCCUCUCUGUGCAGAAAUGCAACUGAUGCUGGUGAGGUGGGGGGAAGAGUCAGGCUGAGUUACCAGACACUGUCGGAGCCAAUGUUCAGAGGGUUCCCAAAGCUGUCAAGGUACUUAUCCACAGUCAGGCUUCCGUCGGUGUCGUGGGCAGAAUUGAAAUUGGAGAUCAUGCGUGCUGCAAUUCCCAGGCAUCGGAGGACUGAGAGGGAAUGAGAGAGAAAAUAUGAACUUUGUGAGGCUGUUCCUCAGGGGCAGAGGCAAUGGCUGCAGAAUACUCUUGGUUGAAACAUCAACUUCUCAGGCAGGUGCUCUUGGCUCUGUGGCCUGUGAGCACUCCUUGGGAGAUGUUGCCAUUGACCCUGUGGGCUGGCGCAAGAACAAGCAUGGAAAGGGGAGCGGUCACUGGAAGGAAGUAGAGCAGUGGCUGCCAUUCCCACUCAGGAGUCUCCUGUGACGAGGACGGUCUAAGGUGCUGGGUGCGAGAGGCAGGUGCAAAGUUGAAACUUCAUCACUAGAUAGAUGGCUGCCCCAUGCCCCAUUGUCCUCUUUGUCAGGGCCAGCACUUUUUCUGCCUCCUCACACAUCUGAAAAUGCCAGGGGGACCCAACAGAGCGUAUCAGACUACCGAGACCACCAGCCCGGAAAGAGCCCCACCAGGGGAGUUUGCAGAUCCAGAGAGGGUGACGCUUUUCUCCCCAGUCACAACACACACAAACAUACCCAGCCUAGUUCCAUGCCCAGGAUCCCAGGCAGAAAGGGCCACAAGUCUGAAUCAAAGCUCAGACCAGAAGCACAAGUGCAGGUCGCUCUGAGCCAUGAGGAAGAAGGGGAGCCGUGGAGCAAAGGGCUCUCUGGAUCCAGCUAUGGCUCCUUCUCCUUACUUCCGGAUUUACUGGUGCAGCACAUCCUUCUGUCCCGCUCCUAGGCCUGUGUGGGAUGGUGACCCCUGGACUGGACAUUUCACUUGCCACAAUUACAUCAAAUGAUAGGGACAGAAUGAAAUGUUGAAGCAGAAAAGCAUGGAAUCAUGGAGCUGGAAGGGACCCCAAGGGAUCUUUCUUGUGCAACCCCCUGCAAUGCAGGAAUCUCAGCUCAAGCAUCCCUGACAGAUGGCCAUCCAACCUCUGCUUAGAAACCUCCAAGGAAGGAGAGUCCAGAACCUCCUUAUAAAAAGUAAACACUUGUUUGACCUCAGUUAUUUGACACAGAGGGGGAUACCAACAGAUAUAGUCCAAAAGGCACACAGGGAGUUCUGCAUGUAUGGGAGAAAUUUAAAAAGCAAGUGGUCCUCACUGACUGGGUGCAAAAAGAUAUUGUCAUCCGGAGGAGCCCUGGCUGCCUAUAUAAAACACUAUAGCGCCCCCCCCUUACCUGAGAGUAAGGCCCACUGAACUCAGUGCAGCUUUCUUCUGAGUAGAUCGUUCUUUACUAGAUGCAAGUCAGCUGCACCAAAUGACCCCGUUCAGCUAGGCCCUGCGCCUUGCAAAGCUGAGCAGACGCUGCCAACAGACCUUGUGCCCCUUGGCAACAUCUGAAGACCCUGAUCUACCUGAUCCAGUGCUGGGUGGACUGGGCCCUGUGCUUUGCAGAGUCAGGCCCAGGCUGCCACUGGGCCCAGCACUGGUGGCAGCUACAAGCAGCUCUGGUUCGCCCAGCCCUACCCAUUGCCACCCCACCUGACCUGGGGGUUCUGGAUCGGUAGCUCUACUGGUCAAAAUAGGAGCAUCAGCAAUCGCCCUCUCCUAUCAGAAACAUCCCAGGACUGCUCCAAGAAAACACAUGUGGCAAAAAGGAGUGCUAGGCCCUGGUGGGCCUCCCCCUUACCCACUUGCCAUUGACCAAGCAGAUAGCUAGCUAAUCAGGAUUCUACAUGUGCCUAUUUUUCUUCACUUCUCACUUCCCUCUGUGGCCCCCUAGCCUCGUGCUAUGCCCCCCCCCCAUUUAUGUGAUUUUCACCUGUGACCCCCUUGGAAUAUCCUUAGAAUAUCCCCUUGGAAUAUUCUAGAGAAUUUUCUGUGACCCCUUGGCUGUGGAGGUUUGUUGUCAAAAUAACAAUGCAUUAUUGAGGUUGAGUAACUCUAGAGACUAGGGACGCGGGUGGCGCUGUGGGUUAAACCACAGAGCCUAGGGCUUGCUGAUCUGAAGGUCACAGUGAAGCGACUUAGUCAUGCUGGCCACAUGACCCGGAAGCUGUACGCCGGCUCCCUUGGCCAAUAAAGCGAGAUGAGCGCUGCAACCCCAGAGUCGUCCGUGACUGGACCUAAUGGUCAGGGGUCCCUUUACCUUUACCCUUAACUCUAGAGACUAACAACCACAGUGCUGCAAAUUUCUGGUUAGACAGAUUGCAAAGAAAAGCAAUGUAAUUUGCAGACACAGAGCUCUGUUUGACAGCACUUCCCUUGAGUUCUCUAGCAGGAAAAAGACAAAGGGAUUUAAUUUUUUCUACUUCCUCCUGCUUCAGAACUCAUUAUCUUUUCCGCCAUGCUUCUGAGGCAGAUGGAUGUCUGUCUGGUCUCUCCCCCAGUGGAGAUUCCAUUUUUGACCUCAACUAUGCAUUGUAAUCUAGAAGCAGAAUUUGCCUGUUUGUAACUGCUGGAAUCAAGUGCAAGACUUUAUGUAAGUACUAUUUUACAUGUGAUUCUUUUAUUAAGAGGGAGAAAGGGGGAAAUCGUAUAUCCUAUCCUUCCCACAAAAUCCAUCCAGCAAUGGUUCCCUGGGGACUCUAAUGUUCUGGGGGUGGUGGGGGCAGCAGCAGCAGAGAAGCUGCUUGCAGCAAAAGGCAUUGGCACCCAUUGCACUCAGCCAUCCGUUUUGCCCAGACGAAAUGCUUGCUGCAUGCCUGUCACCUGUGGUUUGGCUGCUGACCAGAGGCAGCAGAGCCUGCCAUGAAAACCCACAGCUGGUGCUUGAGCUAAUUCCUCACCCCAGCGGCUUGGUGGUGCAUGCCAGUAUUUCAGGCAGACCUACCUGUAGUCAGCACUCCAGCAAAGACCCAGCACUGCCCAUACUGGACAGGUCUAAAUCCCGAGUCCUUCCAUUUUCUCAAGAUGUCCACGCUUCCAUUCCAGCUGCUUGGAUUCUCCCCACCACUGUAAUUCCCACUCCAGUUUCCUUGCAGGACUCCUCUGUCGUCAGUGCUGUUGACCUGCAGCGGGGGAGGGGGGAGUCGAGAGAGGCCAAUGAGCUGCUCCCCCUUUUUUGCACAGGCUGGAUUGGACCAGGGAGCAGCAGGAAGGGAGUAGCGGGCUGCCUGCCUGCCUUCCCCUUUCCACCCAUGAUCCCACCUCCACAUCCUUUUGCAAAGUUAAUAGAAUCAUAAAAUUGUAGGCAGGCAGGUGAGAGCCCCCUCGUGGCUCCUCUCAGGGACGCUCGCUCCUAUCCAUGGGGUGGGUGGGAGGCUGGCUCGUGCUGGGCUUUCCUUACCAUGGCGCUGAGCACCCGCCCAACGUAUUUGGGGUCAUUUCGUCUGCGCACGUCAGCAGUUGGGUCCUUGCGGUAGCUCAAGCUCCGGUCUAGGAUGUCAAGGCAGAUGUCCAAAAUGCCCUCUUGAAACUGAACACAGAGAGGAAGACAAAUGAAAUGGUUCUUCAUCCUGUGGCAGCAUCACCCAGUGCUACACACAUAACCUGGAGCUUCCCCUGCAUUUUGAGCGACUCCAACUAUGAACUGGUUGAAGGAAGAGAGCAGGUACUAUUUGUUCCUUCCUCUGCAGGAGAGGAGGGGAAAUGAUAUCACACAGAGCCCUCUCUACCAAUUGCAUUUCUAUGGUCUGAGUCAGCCUCUCAUCAAUACAGUUCUGUGGAUUUAGCGCCUUCUCAUGUGUUGGGGGAAUUACUGGCUUGUUUUGCUUUUGCUUUUCUUAUUUAUUUUGUGUUUUCAUUUUGUAUUUUUCUGUAUUUUUAUGUUGUGAACUGUGAUCUUUGGAAGAAGGCUGACAUACAAACUUAAUAAAAUAAAUAAUAAAUAUAAAUAUGUGCUUGUGAGGUUUGGCUGCUAAUCUCUCACAAGGCCUGGGUGGGCGAGAGGGGCCCACAGUGGCUCCGAAGGUUUCCUGCCCCUCUCCCUCCCUUGGGAAGAGGCUUGGGAGUAACCCAGACUGUCCCAGAGAAUGUUCAGCUUGUUAAGACGACCCAGGCCAGGGGCUCCUCCUUCUCCCUCUCCCCCCUUCCCGGGAUUGCCAUAUGUCCUCUUUUUCAUGGGUAGAGCCAUCAUCUCCCCCCAAAAAACUAAGUUUUGGGUCUUUUGGGGGAUUUUUACAGCAUUUUCCUCAAAAAGUGCCCUAAGUUGCCAUACUUCCGGAGUUUUCUGGACAUUUCGCCAAUUUGGCGAAAAAUCCUCCCAGACACCGUUUUGACAGCCCGAUUCACGGACGUGUCUGGGGGAAAACCGAGACGUAUGGCAGCCCUAUCAUGGUGAUCCAUAGCAGUGGCGUAGCGUGGGUUGUGAGCACCCGGGGCAAGGCAAGUAAUUUGCGCCCCCUAACCCCCAGAUGUUGCGCCCGGUGCGGCCGGCCCCCCCCUGCACCCCCCACGCUAGGCCACUGAUCCAUAGCUAAAAGCAGAAGUCGACAAAUGUGUCCUGUUUUUUGCUCUUCAAAAUAUGGCAACCCGAAGACCCCCAGGGACCGUCCAGCCAGCCUAGGAAGUGCGCUCUGGUCGCGGGGAGGAGACACACCUGGAAUUGAGGAGGAGCUGGAAAGGUCCUUUGGUUUCACAUCCAGGACCCAUUUUCUCUCUCUUCUUUUGAGAAAGUGGGGGGGGGGGACGGGAUUUGGAGCGCGCGCGUGUGCGCGUAAGCUGAGCUCCAGUUGCUCUGGGCAUUUCUGGAAGGGGCCGGUAGCGUCUCUCCUAACCCCUCCCCACCCCGGUCUCCAGCCCCCGCCCAAAGGCUUCCCCCUACCUGGCCAAAGUUCCACCCGAAGCUGGAGAUGUGGUUCACGCUGCCCCGGAAGACGACGCCGAACUCGGAGAGGACGUAUUCCUUGCGCUCCGCGUCGUUGCCCAUGAAGACGUCGUCUCCUGCGAGCGAAAGAACCGGCCGGUGCUGAGGGGCCAUUUGGGUGGGGAAGAACUAGGAAUCCCCAAUACCUCCUUGGGACGCCCCCAGCCCUCCUCCCCGUAGCUGCAGGUGGCCCGUCCUGUCCCUGUGCGCCUUGGGGGCAGGAAGCCCCCCGGCGCCACCCCGAGGCCGCUUCGUGCAGCUGGAAGCACCUAGCCAGGAGGAGAAGGAGGAGGAGUCUCGGGUCCCCACAAGAAAAGGCCGGGGGCCGAGGGGGGCAGUCGUCGGGGGGGGCGGUGCGGUGGGUUCGGGGGCAUCAGUCGCUGGGGGGCCGUGUGUUUUGGAUUUGUUUUCGCUCUUGUUUUUAUUAAGUAUUUCGUGUUUCUUAUAUUUUUAUGUUGUGAACCACCUUGAGAUCUACGGAUGAAGGGCGGCAUACAGAUUUAAUAAAUAACUAAAUACCUGUCGCCCAGGGGUUAAAGAGCAGCACGAAGGUGCCGAGGUGGGAGGCGCCGGCGUUCGUUUUGAUCCCCAGCCGGUAGCGCCCGAUGGCGGCACUCGCAGGGCUGGAAAUGGCGAUGUUCAGGGAGCCCGAAGCCGCCGGAGAGUCCUGGACGGCGCCCCAGGAGCCGCCGCUGGGUGCGGCGCUGGAGAUGCCAAAAGCCACGCGGGUCUUCUCGUGCAGGGCAGAGGUCGAUCCUGGCAGCAGGAGGAAGGCGGUGAGCUUUGGGCAUAGUGGAGGUCACAUCUUGGGCAGCCCGCCCUCCGGGGUGGGGGCCUUUACGCCAAGUGGCCCCCUCGACAUGGAGAGCCAAGGAGUCACCCAGCUGGACUCUGCAUUUCGGUGGCGGCUUACCUGUUUCGACGGUGAACGUGAGGCUGCCUGGAGCUGGCGCUGCUCCGCCGAAGGCCAGAGAGAUAUAGAAAAGUUGUGCCCGUCGCACCACCAGCUCGGUGCCGGGGUACUGCUCGGUGUGGUGCGCGCUGCCAUUGGCUUUCCGCUUCCAGUCAAUCUUCGGCACAGCUGCAAAAACGGGGACAAGACCACGAAGGUUGAGGCAGAGAGGCUCGCCUGCGCCUUUCCGAAACAGGUCAUGCCCUCGCAGCGACCCAGAAGGCACCCUUCAGUCACAGGGCGCUCCUUUCCCUGAAGACCAAGAGCCAAGGGACCGCCUUUCCUAGCGCCCCUUUCCCUCAGACCGGCUGGAGAAACGCGCGUGAAACGGAGCUCUUGAUGCUCGACUUCAUCGCAUUUGACACCAAUGCAAAUCCUGUAGAUCUCCCGUGCGAGAGGAGGAGGAGGAGGAGGAGGAGGAGAUCUGUGGCAGCUGCGGAGUUGUGGGCAGGGCAGACCCUCCACGUGGCGCUGCGGCACUUCGGCAAGAGCAGCCGCUGCGGAGCAGGGCAGCGCAAGGGCACCAGCCCGCCUGUCCCGGCCUGGCGCCAGCUGAGCUCGGUCGCUUUCUGCGGAUUCACGCGUGUUGGGUUGCGUAUACAGAACAGAAACCGUCGUCUCCGGUGCCAAAGUAUUUAGUCAAGGGAUGGAUUGUGACUAAGCAAAAACCACUCACGAAUCUGAGGGCUCAGCACUUGCUCUCUUAGCGCCUGGGACGGGACCGGGCGGGCAAGCAGUUCAUCGGGGAAGGAGGGGGGGGGGCACUCGCCCAGACUCUCGCCAUGGCAGCCCGGCCACAUUCUGGAUGCGGCCAAGCCUGCGCGCUCUCUCUCUGCGCAACCGUCCCUCGCGCGUCCUGCAUCGCCCUGGGAAGACUCCAGGUCCCGCCGCUCCUUGGCCCGGGGUGCGGAGCGCUUGGGCUGGGCUGCGGACCGAGGAAGCUGCCCCCCCCCCCGAAGCCCAGAGCCCAGCCGCGUUCCGCAAGCGCCGGCUUGCCCUGCCCCCGCCUCUCGCUGUAAUUACGGCUCUUCAAACGGGGCGGACAGCGCGCGGAGCGUGUCCCGGUGGGGAGAGGGCAGCCCCAGGUCCCAGCCCAGGAGGCAGCCGGGGACUAAAGAUUUGCCUUUGGGAAGCUGCUGUUUGGCGGCGGACGCCCCAUAACGGAACUGCCGGAGCCUCGUUGGUCCCCCGAGCUGGCGAGGCUCCUCGGAGAGAGCCGGCCCGCCUUGCGGAACGCGCUGUCACUGGAAGUCCAAUGGACGCCUGCUGAAAAUUUUUCCGCGCUGCCCAGCUCAUGCAGACAAUUAAGACACCACCUUUCAAAGUCUCAUAGAACCGUAGAGUUGGAAGGCACCCCAGGGUCAUCUAGUCUACCCUCUGCAUUGCAGGAAUCUGUUGCCCAAGGUGGGGCUGAACCCAUGACCCUGAGAGUAAGAGCCUCAUACUCUACGGACCGAGCGAUCACUAGAGAGGGAGUUCCAAAGGUUGGAACAGACACCAUAAUACUGUAGUUAGUGGAGGAUUCCUGUGUUUAGAUUUCCAUGUGCUUUUAACUGCAUAUAGAUGUUGUAAGCACGGGUUCUUUUUGUGAUGUAGUGGUAUAUGCAUAUUCAUUGGGGUCAGGAUAGAGGUUAACUUUCCCCCGUCAGGCGAUCAGCCUCUCUGCUCCAGCCCUGCCCUGCUCAGGGUGGUCCCCUUUCCAUCCAUGUCCUUGAUGAGCUGGCUCUGCUUUGCUGCCGGCCCAGGAUGAGCCCUACAGGUCUUUAUCCACUCUAGAAAGCAGACCACCCUCACCAGCCCCUCCAGGCUGUGCUCCAAGCAGCAACAGGGCUGGGGGAAAUGGGCAGGGCUGUGCCUAGCCCCUCCGGGCAGGGGGGCAGGUGUGCUGGGUCCGUCCGAGCAAGGUGGGGUGCAUGGCUAGAGGAAGGCCAGCCCACCAGAGAGAUGCAAAGGCUCCCCUGCAGAGGAAGAGGCAGGAGAACCCAGCUGGCUUGUAUUCUAUUAGCUGGUGCUGUGGAGGGGUAGAGGAGAGGGCAAAGGCAAAGGCAAAGCCUUGAUUUGCUGGCAUGCCCAACAGGUCCAUGAAAUGCUGGCCAAGCCUUCCUUAUUCGCACCUGCCCAGCCCUGCAGGCAGCCCAUACUGGGGCCUUGCCCAGGGCAGCUUGUACUCACCAGCCAUGCUCUCUCUUGUUCUGCUGCUCUUUGGGUCCUCUAGAGAAGCUCCCAGGGAUAGGAUGAGUCUCUCAAGGGGCUUGGAAGCACCUUAUAUGCAGCACACUGGAGACUCCUCCUUUUUGUCCAAAGGUGGGCGAGGCUCACAAGCCACACCAACAGUGCUGCAACCUUCCCUGACAGAGUGCGCCUGCCAUGGGAGGGGCAGGCAGGAGUGACUCUGGGUGGCUCUUCACUCCAGGAAGGCUGAUGACAGAAAGGGUGCAUGCAGCAGGGAGUCAUUUCCAGGUCAGAAGAAAGGGGCCUGAAACAGUCACCAGUAACCUUUCCCCUAGUCUUUCUAGGAAGGCCUCGGCACUCAAGUGGCCAGCCCUCUGGGGCAGGUACACGGGCCUCUCUACAACUAGGGCAUCUCUUAACUCAUGCAGCCAUGAAGCCAGCAUUUCCCACUGAGGAACAGCUCGGUGGUGCAACCUCAUUAAGCUGCACUCCUUCCUUAACGCUAAUUCCUUGCUGCAUCCCGCACUCCCUGCAUGUCAGACACUUUGCCAGCUGCAGUUCUGCUGGGUGGGAGGUGGCGGAUGGCUGCAGCUGCCUGUGUGCAGGUCAGCUCUUCCCUGAACUUGUUACCAGAGAAGUCAAGGCCAUUUCUGACAAAAGCAGGAACGCACCACCUCCUCCCUCCAAUACGCCCAUCCCAGCACAGGACUGAUGACAGGCCUGUGGCAACAAAGCACUCAAGGAAGGAGACCCUCCAAAGGCACCUCGGAAAGGGUCCCUUUCCCUCCCACCCUCUCUCCAGUAUUCUUGGGCAACCCACAUGCAGGAGAGGCUCAAAGCUUCUUAUGUUAAUAGGCUUCUUAAACAACUGAUGCAUAUUCACACACCAACUUAUUUUUGCUGCCACACAUGAAACAGCCUGGCUGGAACCUCCAGAGCUGGCUCUUCCUGAGCAUUUGUCCCUUGCUCUCUCAGCCAGUGCUGGGACCAAGCAGGCAGGGGAGCUGUGAUGGGGCCUGCUGGCUUCCAGGAUCCGGCCAUUUGCCCCAGUGACCGUCAUGGCAGUGACUAAGAAGAGCUUCCUUACGUCAAAACCCUCCAUGAAAGAUUGUGUGGCAAGGAACAACUAUCCAUAUGCAUUUCUACUCAUGAGACGGAUGUGACUCCCCUGAGUCACGAGCUGAUACAUCUACCAAUUCUUCCAGGGUUGCAGUUUCACUCACAGGAAAAGCAGAGGGAACCCUCUUCCUGCUAAUGGGCCUUCCCACUGAAACUGGAAGUCGCUCUCUUUCUACAGGGAGUCCAGACAGAGCCUUGGUGCCACUCGGGAGCACAUGGCAGGCCAGCCUUCCCUGCUCUUCUUUUUUUUUUUUUUUUAAUGAUAUUUAUUCAAAGUUUCAUCAAUACAUAAAAAAUCCCCCAACCCUAACCCAAAAGAAAAAGAGAAAAGAUAAUAAAGAAAAAGAAAAAAGAAAUUAUAAAUCUCAAAUUCCAACUUUUCAUUUGCUUGGUUCUUGAACCUCCUCACGCCUCCCUUUUCGUAUUCUAGUUUAAUUCAUUAUUUCAGCAAAUUCUUCCCAUAUUUCUCAAUUUUAAUUUAAAUAAUUAAUCUUCACAAUCUAUCUUGUUUGUUAAUCAACAUGGCCUUUCCCUCUUUUAAUAUAAUCUGUUAUUCAAUUUGCCUUAUUCUUUAACCUUAUCUUAUCUUAAAAAUCUUAAAAUUUCAAAAUCACAUCACAUUCCUACAUUUCUCCUUAAACACAUUUCUACUAAAGCCAAUUUAAUUCCUUUCCAGCAUAUUCCCUCAAAUUUCAUUAAUAUUAGACAAAUUUCAUUGAUAUUAAUCUAAUUCCAAAAUUAACAUAAAAAUUUCUAUAGUUUUCAUCCAGCGUCCCAUCUUCCUGGUUUCAGUCAUGUCAGUCCUUUCUAUCCGUUACAUAGUCCAUCAAUCUGGUGUUCUGAUGUCCGAGGCCCUUAAAUCUCUUCUAGGCCCCUUCUGCAAAUUUUUUUGUUCUUGUUUGUGCUUACACAGUUCUUUGUCUAUUGUUGGUUUCUGAGGGAGUGGGUCUCCGGGGGGUUCCAUCCAGUAAUAAUUUCCAUUUUCCUUCAUUAUAUUGUCCCCUUCCCCCGAGUCCCACUCCCAAUCUUCUUCUUUGUAAUCCAAAAAAUAUGUAUCCAGAAGAUGGUUGUUCACCUGUUUCACAGUCACACUAGAGUUAAAGACUUCCUUAACUUCAAAUGCUUCCCAGCACUCUCCAAAAUCAAUCUUCCAGCGCAGUAGCUUUUGUUCCUGCAAAACUUUGGGUCUUUCCAUUUGUAUUGUGUAGGAGAUAGCUACUGCCUCUUCCUCCUCCAUCUGCCCUUGGACUUGCCUUGUCAAACCAGGUUCAUCCUUAUUCCCUGUUGAAUCAUAUUGGCUGGCCACAGCAUUCAUAAAAUCCAGUUUUUCAUUCAUCAGACUCACUUUCUCGUGCAGCUGCUCCAGCAAAACAUUAGUCCUACCAAGGGCAGACACCAAACUUUCCUGCCAAAACAUUUCUCUUCCAAAACAAGGUCAAACGGCUGUUCCCACGAUCCAAAUCUUACAUAUGCAAACUGCGACCGCAAACUGGCAGACUCCCUCUAGAGGACACAAUUUCUGAUUGUAUCCAUUUUUUUUUUUAAAGUAUCCAACAAAGAAAGCUACUUUCAAUUUCAAGUCCUUUCAAUUUCAAAUACUUUGUUUCCUUAAAGAGCAAAAAUGCAGAAGGUAGCGUUGAAGUUAAUUUGUUUCUUUUCCUUUUUAAGUAUCUGUCAAAAGUACUCCACUUUCAAUCAAUGGACGUCUCAAACAAUUUCUGUCCCGACACCCCGUCCCCAGGUUUGGGACGGUGGAAACUUACAUUCCUUUUCUCACUUCCAGCAGGAUUAAGCUGUCAAAUCCCCCCCCCCCUUCUCCUGCUUCCAAGGGGGUUUUGUUGGUUAUGGGUGCAGGAAAUUUCCAACUUUAAAAGAACUUUUCAGGCUAUUAGGUUACCAAAUCUUUGCUUCAAGCUGUAUACAAGGACGGGAGGCAGACUUCCUGUUUACACCAUUCCCGCUUCGUACCUAAUUUCGUAAUUUUAAAGAUUUCUUAGUCCAAUUCUCCGUUUUUACUCACGGGUACUUGAUUUAGAGUCCAAAUGUCAUAAGGAAAAAGUCAGCGCUCUCCGGCGAUGGCUGCGCGGCUUCCCUCCAUGGAAGUAGCAAUCAGUUCGCGGCACCGCGCUGCUCCACCCGCUUCACUCCGGAGCCCCGAAAAAGGGUUUCCUCGUGAGUAGGGGAGGCGCUUUGGUGCUCUGCCGAACCCCACGUUCCCAGGCUUCUCCCGCCUGGGAUUUCUAAUGGGCCCCCGCCUUCGCCGCGGCGGGAAGCCCCUGCUUCCACGGAGACCGUUCCUCCAGUCGGAGGAACUCCGCCAUUCACCGAUGGCGCUGACCCGGAAGUCUCCAGCCUUCCCUGCUCUUCCUCUCCUUCUGAUGCAGCGGUGCCAUCCCUUUGCCCAACAAACAUCUCAAGACAGCAAGUCCUCUGACCAAUUUGUGGACUGGGCAUCUGUACAAGGAACUGCAGCCCAUGGAGAAAGCCUCACUUGGGGAGGCACAUGGCAGGGUCUGGAGCAAGGGGCCCAGGAGCUGCCUUCUCUCAGGACAGAGCUCAGAAGCAAAGGUGGGCUCUGCUGUUGGCUCCACUGUUCUCCAGGCCAUGGCAGAGGAAGCAACGCUGGCAUUUCCCGGCUCACCUCACAGUGACUGAUCCAGCCAGAAUCUCCUUUAUGUUGCCCCAUUCAGGCUGCCUCAGCACUGAGUGGCAACAGAGGCCAACGGCAAGCAGAUUAUUAUGAAGGGCCACACCCUGAGCUGAUGGUUUUCCUGUCCGGGGAAUCUUGUUACAUCUAGUUCUGCAUGUUCACCAGUGACUGCCAGGGAGAAAAGUGUGGAAAAGAUCACUCCUCCCCAGGACUGUGGCUCACCCGCUUACCUGGAGUGAGGGGCAAGGAGGGGCUCAAGCAAGGGACGACGUCACACACACACACACACACCCUCCAGUUGCCAUCAGGUUAACUGGACAGGCUCAUUCCUGCCACAGAAUCCCAACAUCUUCAGACCUUCCACUGCCCUUGGAUAAGGAGCACCUGGGGUGGGGUGGGGGGGCAUGUGCUAGCCUGUGGCUACUGGCAGUGAGGUUGGCAAGCUUGGGGGUGGGGAAAGAUUGCCUUUGCCACCCUCUCAGUGCUCUGUCCCCCAACAGAGAUUCUCCUAGACCUUAUUGCAGGUACUGAGUUUGCUCAGAUCCUGGCCACCCUCCUCCCCUGGCAGUUCUCCAGGAGAAGGUACAGUUGUUCCCACCUGUUGAUGGAGGGCCCCCCCCCAUACUCUUGGCUGCCCUGACACUGGCCUUGGUCCUGGGCUGGGCUUGCUCUGGCCCUCCACCUCCACCUGGGCUCAACUCCUUGUUUCCAAGCUACUCUUGGUCUUGUGCCUUGUGGAGGGGCAGCAGAAACCCCCUCCUGGCACCUCCCUCCCAAAUGAAGGGGCUCGGGAGUUUGGGAGCCUUCCUGCCCCUUUGGCCAGAGAUAUUGCCCCACUUCAGGGUGACUCGCGCGACACAGUUAUGAAAGUCGGAUGGGGAGGAAAUGCUGGAGCAAUCUGGCCCCAAGUGAGCAAGAGCGAGGGAGGAAGAGCUGCUGGGGCUAUCCUGCUGGGGAAGGGAUGUGCCAACCCCGCAGUUCUUGGCUCCUGCUCAGCCCCUGCUGGGGUGGACAGGCUGACUGGCCCACGCACCCCCAGGAUGAUGCUCACAAGGCCAGGAGCAGAUUGGGUUGGCUGUGUGUGCGUUAACCAAUGUGAGGAAAUCUUUAACCAUCAAGUGGUUGCCGUUUGAAUUGCGAAACAGCUGACCCAAAGAAAUCCUGUUCCUUGUAAGGAUCUGGCCACGGGUUCAAGGUGUGGGCCAGGACUGGCCACCCCCUGUUCAAAACUCACCUUAGCCACAACCUUGCUGCCCCCAGCUCUGAUGGCCCAUGGGCUUCGCUGGCUCUAAAGGGAGAGUAGACUGGAGUGGUUCUAAUAGUAGUCAUAGCAGCAGCAGGGACUCUCAGAAUUAUAGAGUUGGGUGGGGUCCCAAGGGUCAUCUAGUCCAACCCUGUCAUAGUCCCGUGCUGCUCAACCAUGGCAGAGCUCAGUGGCAGGAGAGGCCAGCCGACCAGCCGAGUCUCAGGGGGUGCUUGUCUGGAGGCAGAGUCUAUAUGCAAGGUUCAGUCCAGUCCUAAGGUCAGAAGUAUCUCAGUUCAUGUAGUCAGACAGUCCGGGGUCAAGAAAGCAGAGAGUCCAAGGUCACAAGAGGCAAGAAGCAGCAAGGUCUGGCCAGGAACGACAAAUAUUGUUUCCAGCAACUGACUGAGGCUGGAAACCCUACUGAAGAAAGCUGGAGCCAGCUGGUUCUCAUCAGGAGCAAGAAGGCUGAUCAGUGGCAGGUGGCGUCACUCUGCCUUCUGCUCCUUCAGGCUGCUGCUCAACAGGUGAAGCUGAUUCCUGGCCCAUGACAAAAUCCCUGCAAUGCAGGAAUCACAACUAAAGCCUCCCCAAUAGUUGGUGAUCGAGUCUCUGCUUAAAACCCCCCAAUGAUGGAGCCCAGCACCUUCCAAGAGAGUCUGUUCCACUGUCCAACAGUUCUUACCCUCAGUGUGUUUUCUCUCAAUAUUCCCAUGUUUGUAGGCGAUUUUGCCUGAUAAGACACUUCUUUGCAAAGUGCCCCCCCCCCAAUAAUGGAUUUUUGUAUGUUGUUUUCACCAAUGCAUGCACUUUUAUGUACACUUGAUUACUGUAUGUGCAUUUUAGUACACAUUACUUGGCUGGAGAACUGCAUUCCAAAAUUUGGGGGGGCAGAUCUUAAAGGAUAGCUGUGUUUGAAUUCUUGCAAGGUUUGCUUCCCCUUUCAGUGGAAACUGAAUCGAGUUUCUCCAUCUACAGAGCUAGGGGGCUCCUGCAGGUGGGAGAGGCGGCUCCUGCUGCACCCAGAUACUCCACUGGACUUUCCUGGGUGCUGCCAGGGCGGGUGGGGGAAGAAGGCAGCAGCAGGGCACACAAACAGCAUUUCUGAUGAUGGUGAAAUUUCAGCUCUGCUUGCUCACAGAAAGUGGCUGUUUGUGAGGGACGGAUCUCUCUCUCUCUCUGCUGAGCCACAGUCAGGCCUCUGGCUGGCCCUUCCUCUUUUUCAGCCCAGCUGCUGGCCACAUGUGGGGUACCUGAGAGCCUCUGCUGGUCUUGCUCCACUCUAGGUCAUUUCAUCCUCUUUUGAGCUGCCUGCCAUCAGGAAGGUCUGGUCCAGAGGACAUAACACAUGUGGAUUCUGAAAUGAUUUUGAAGACAACAUCUCACACCAAAGCCUCCUGCCUUGAGAUCACAGCGGAUGGAAGCUUGGAUAAGUACAUAAGACAAACCUGCUGGAUCAGGCCAAUGGCUCAUCUAGUCCAGCAUCCAUUUAUUCAUUGUCUUGCUCUCCCACCUCGUUUCUCCAAGAAGCUCAAGGUGAUAUAUGUACCUGGUUCUCCCCUUUCUCAUUUAAUCCCCGCAACCCCAUGAGGUUGUUUAGGCUGAGAAGCCCCCAAGGUCACAGAAAGCAAUGGCCAACUGGGGAUUCAAACCCUGGUCUCCCAGUCUGACGCUCCUAGUCUGACACUCUAACUAAUAUACCACACUGGUUCUCAUUUCCCACUGGGGAAACUAAGAAAUCUCUGCUCUGAGAAGAACUCUCAGGUAGACCAAAUCUUUUGAGGUGCUUAAAAAAAUCAGCCAUGUGCUCCUCUUGCUGAAGCUUCCAGCAUUGGAGCUGAGCACUUGGUCCCGGUGGCAAAGAGCCAGCAGACCUCAGGCUCCGUACAAGGCUGGCCCUGAGACCGGUGUCAGCCGAGUGAGGCUGGGGUGUGCCUACGAUGGUAUUCCACGGGUAAUUUAAAGACUUUUUUGAAAUUGUGUUUUUUAAAGGAUGUGACCAGUUUUGCAACUUCAAUAAUUUAUCUGUAACUUGGAGAAAUAUUUUCUCUAAAAGUGCUUGAACAAUUAAAAAAAACCAAACAGGUCGGAGCCAAACAGGUCGGAGCCAAACAGUACAAACUGAGAGCAUUUGCAGACGACUUAGUAUUGACGUUACAGGAGCCAGAAUCUAGUACUAAAAGGGUUUUAGAACUGAUUCAAGAAUUUGGUCAAGUGGCAGGAUUUAAAUUGAACAAGUUAAAAACUAAGGUUUUAGAGAAAAAUUUAACACCGAUUGAAAGAGAGAGGUUUCAGAAUGAGAAAGGUUUGACUGUGGUUAAGAAAGUGAAAUACCUGGGGAUUAACAUGGCAGCAAAAAAUGGGAAUUUAUUUAAAGAUAAUUAUGAAAAAUGUUGGGCUGAAGUGAAAAAAGAUUUAGAAAUUUGGUCAAAUUUGAAGCUUUCACUGCUGGGCCGUAUUGCUGCGAUAAAAAUGAAUGUAUUGCCUAGAAUGUUGUUUUUGUUUCAAACUUUGCAAAUUGUGGACAAAAUGGAUUGUUUCAAGAGGUGGCAGAAAGAUAUUUCUAGAUUUGUCUGGCAGGGCAAGAAGCCCAGAAUAAAAUUUAAAAUAUUAACGGAUGCAAAGGAAAGAGGUGGAUUUGCCCUGCCAGACCUCAAACUUUAUUAUGAAUCAGCAGCUUUUUGCUGGUUGAAAGAAUGGCUGCUUCUUGAAAACACUGACAUUUUGGAUCUAGAAGGUUUUAACAAUGUAUUUGGAUGGCAUGCAUAUCUGUGGUAUGAUAAGGUCAAAGCACAUAAAGCAUUUAAAAAUCAUAUUGUCAGGAAAGCGCUGUUUAAUGUUUGGAUAAGAUACAAGGAUCUAUUAGAAAACAAAACCCCAAGGUGGCUGUCACCAAUGGAAGCGAAAGCCUUGAAAAAGCUCAAUAUGGAGGUCAAAUGGCCGAAAUAUUGGGAAAUUUUGGAACAAGAUGGAGAUAGACUGAAAUUGCAGAGUUUUGAAAAACUAAAAAAUAAAGUGCGAGACUGGCUUCAUUAUUAUCAGAUAAUGGAGGUAUACAAUUUGGACAAGAAAAUUGGCUUCCAGGUGGAAAAAUCAAAAUUAGAAACAGAACUGUUAGAACCCAAAACUAAGACUUUGUCAAGAAUGUAUAACUUGCUGCUGAAAUGGAAUACUCAGGAUGAAACGGUAAAAUCGGCUAUGAUUAAAUGGGCACAAGACGUUGGACACAACAUUAUGUUCGCUGACUGGGAACAGUUAUGGACCACAGGUAUGAAAUUCACGGCAUGUAAUGCCCUAAGAGAGAAUAUUAUGAAAAUGAUAUACAGGUGGUACAUAACUCCAGUCAAGCUUGCAAAAAUCUAUCAUUUGCCCGAUAAUAAAUGUUGGAAAUGUAAAGAAACUGAAGGUACAUUUUUCACCUUUGGUGGACGUGCCCAAAGAUCAAGGCUUUCUGGGAAAUGAUAUAUAAUGAAUUAAAAAAGGUAUUCAAAUAUACCUUCCCCAAGAAACCAGAGGCCUUUCUCCUGGGCAUAGUCGGCCAAAGGGUGUUAAAAAAGGAUAGAACUUUCUUUAUGUACGCAACAACAGCAGCAAGAAUACUCAUCGCAAAGUAUUGGAAGACACAAGAGCUUCCCACACUGGAGGAAUGGCAGAUGAAACUGAUGGACUAUAUGGAACUGGCGGAAAUGACUGGCAGAAUCCGUGACCAGGGAGAAGAGUCGGUGGAGGAAGAUUGGAAGAAAUUCAAAGACUAUCUGCAGAAACAUUGCAAAAUUAAAGAAUGUUAGAGUGAUGUUGGAUUGAAAAUAAGUGGCUUCCAGCUGUACAGGAUUUAAAGUUAUAUAUAGAUUACGAUUAAGGAUUAGGAUUAAAAAGUUUAAGGAAAUGGAAAUUUGGUUUUUAAGAGGUAAAAUUUUAAUGUUAUAUUAUAUUCAGAUUAAAGAUGGGGAUUAAAAAGAGGGAAAGAAAUUGCUGGACAAACAAUUUGAACUGGAAUACAAAAGAGGGAGGUAUGAGGAGGUCCAGAAAAUAAGUAAAUUUAAAAAUGGAGAUGAAAAGGUGGUAUUGUUUUUAACUGUUUUCUUUUUUUGUCUUUUGUUUUUUGUUUUCUUUUUUUCCUUUUUUUGGAUUAUGUAUUGUGUAUUUUUGAAUUAUGUAUUUCUUUUUUAUGUUUUUAUGUUUAAUUUUUUAUUGAUGUGUUCUUUUUAUUGGAAACCUUAAUAAAUAUCAUUUUUUAAAAAAAAAAAACAUCUGUGGCAAAAGGACAAAGAGCUAACGCUUCAUGGACAAGUGCUGAACAUAUGGCAACGUUUGUUGGAAACUGUGGGGAAAAGCUUUUCUGGCAAAGAACCUGUGGCCAAUGUAACAUAACCGAUGUGACGUGACAAUUCAAGCCACGUAAAUGUUUCCAAAGCAAAACCCUGUGUAUAUGACACUUCACUCUGCAGUCACGGGUUGAAGGGGAGCAUCAGGUCUACGUGGAAGUUGUAAUGUGGAGAAACAGACCCUUUGCUUUAGCAACACCUAAUGAUUUGUGACUUUUCAACCCAACGUUUAUUAUCGUUUACAGGGAAGACAAAUGUCAAGGAAGUUCUCUUUCUCAAGAAGAAGAGAAUUUCAUACCAAUAAAUAUUGUAUUGUAUCAUUUGGCCAACCAAUUUCCUUUUCAGUUUCCCAGUUUCAACAAUGUCAGAGAUGCCAGCUGAGACCAGCACUCCGGGACCGCUUUCUGCUUUUGGAGGACAAUCAGUUUCCAUUGGGACAUUAUUCCGUGUCUUGGUGCCGCUUGUUUUAAAUUAUGUGCCAAAUUCAUGUACACUUUAUGUAUGAGACAAGCUUCAACCUGCCAUGGGGUUGUACUUGUCCUCUGAGGCAAGUUAAGAGACUUUUGGCUCCCAAAAGGAUCUCUCGAUCUAGAGUAUCUCCAGCCUGUGGGGCAGCCUUGGCCCACCAAUCUUCCUCCAUUGGGACCGUGAGGCCAUUAUUCUAAGCUUGUAUGAUCCUAAUGCAACAUUUCUUCUCAGUUCAGCAAGUAAGAAAGCAAAUCUAUCGGUACAAAAAGGGGUCAUUAACCUAUUCUCUAAUUUCUUGGAGUGGUAUCUAACUGAAGUUUAGAAAAAAAGAGAGAGAAAUCCUGAGUCACAUGUUGUUUUAAUCAAAUGUAAAAUGCCAUUUGGAAAACUGUUGCCAGAUAAUGAAACUAGAAAAUUAUCUUUAAAAUGAGAUAGAACACGUUAACAACGUGAAGAUGAAAAAAGGGUUUGUAAGUUGAAAUGUUAAUGGAAUUAUCUAGUAGCUCAAUUCAUGCCUCAGUUUCCCUGCUGAAAUUUAAAAAAAAAUAUAGGAAAGAGUUUUAGGACACACUUUCAGAGUUAAAGAUCAACAGCAAUUAGAAUAUACGGUGCAGUUGUUCACAUGUCAGGAUAAUCUACCAAUUUACCAGCUGAAAUCACAGUAAAACACCUCAGGCUUUCUUGAGCAUUUGAAGGCUGACUGGACAAUGCCUCAAACUGAGAUAAGCAACUCUUCAUCAAGGAUAAUAAAAUGUGAGGUAAUAAAAUGUUGUUUCUUCAGAAUUUCAGGAAAGCAAGAAAAGGCUUGCUGCUGUUGCUACAGUCAUCCCCAGUCACUGACAAACUCAUGGACAGCAGGACCGACUCCCUUUCUCAAUAUCUUCUCCCUGAAGAGCUGGCUGGACCCACAUAGCUAAAGUUGCCCCACGGCUGGUCGCUCCUGAGACUGCAGCUGGCUUCCUACGGCACAGAGGAGCCCCUGGCCAGAAAAUUACUUGCUUCUCAUCUUUGUGAUGCGUCCAACAGUCUUGGCUCUGAAAUGCCCCAGAUUUCUGCCCCACGUGUCAACUGAGGAAUAACCUCAACUUCAAAAACUCUCAGAGGCGGCACCACAAUAUCCCCACCCUUCACUCUGGGAAAUGCAAACACUGACUGUGCCAAACUCCAACCAUUCCAAAGACCAUUUUGGGCAAAAGAAAUCUCCGGUUAAUUAAAUCUAUCAAAUUGCUCCAACAGAUGCCUGCUUGAUUGCCAUUUGUGCUUAACUGCUCAGUUGCCAAAUACGUUUAAAUUGGUCUUGGUGUAAUUGACACAUAACUGUUGCUUAUUGCAUACUUCCCCAAAUGAUUUCAGCAAUCUCCUGCCAAUUAGGGUCUGGGAAAACAGGUUCCUGUUGUCCGUGUGUAGCAGCCACAAUGCCCGUGCCAUGCUAUUUUGUGUCCUAGGCAAGGCUAACUACACACACACUAGUUAACUUCAAUUUUCAUAACAGAUGUCUUGUAGAAAAAAUGAUAAGUGCAAAACUUGAAACUGCCUUGGUCUGACCGCAUCUGGAAUACUGUGUCCAGUUCUGGGCACCACAAUUCAAGAAGGAUGUCCACAUGUGGUAGAUAUGUAAAAUAGUUUAAAAGUAUCAGGAAAUGAUAUACAAUGCUAUAUAACGAUAAUGAUAUAUGAUGAGAUGAAAAAAAAUGUUUAAAAACCUUUUCCCAAAUACCCAUUUCUUUUGGGAAUGGUACAUAUUAGGGACGCUUGUGGUGCUGUGGGUUAAACCACAGAGCCUAGGACUUGCUGAUCAAAAGGUCGGUGGUUCGAAUCCCCACGACGGGGUGAGCUCCCGUUGCUCGGUCCCUGCUCCUGCCAACCUAGCAGUUCAAAAGCACAUCAAAGUGCAAGUAAAUAGGUACCACUCUGGCGGGAAGGUAAACGGCGUUUCCGUGCACUGCUCUGGUUCACCAGAAGCGGCUUAGUCAUGCUGGCCACAUGACCUGGAAGCUGUACGCCGGCUCCUCGGCCAAUAAAGCGAGUUGAGUGCCGCAAUGCCAGAGUCGGCCACGACUGGACCUAAUGGUCAGGGGUCCCUCUACCUUUACAUAUUUAUGUAUGCUACUACAGCAGCUAGGAUUUUGUUAGCUCAGAAAUGGCAGGUGAGUGAGGUCCCAAAUAAGGAGGGUUGGCAAUUAAAAGUGAUGGAAUAUGCAGUUAGCUGGUCUAACAAGUAAAAUAAGAAAACAAGAACAAGUAUACAAAGAGGAAUGGAAUUUUUUUGUGUAGUAUCUGGAAAACAACUGUAAACAUGUGAACAAGUUAGUAGGAUUAAGGUAAAUUCAAUAGUGUAACAUAUAACAAAGGAAUAAUAAAGGAAUAAGGGAGUUAAAUAGAUAUAUGAGAAUAUGUGGGGUAGGUGGGAAAAUUAAAGGAACCACGGAAGGGGAAGAUGGGAAGUCGUAGAUGACUGGUUGGUUUUAAAGAGACCUGGUGUUCAUCUCUAUGGAUGUGGGUGAUCUGACACUAAGUAAAAGCGAAACAAAAGAAGUGUCAUGGUCAGAUCACUUCCUGGUGCAACUGGACUUCUCCACAACCCUUCCCCUUUGCAGGGAGGUGGGACUGAUUUGGAUGGUCCGUCCCCGCCACUGAAUGGAUCCAAAUGGUUUCCAGAGGUAGGGGAUGUUUUAUCCCAUGUUGAUGGCCUUUCAGCUGAUUUCCUGGUAGCCCGCUGGAAUGCGGGGUUAACCAGGGCUAUUGACUGUUUGGCUCCGAGCGCCCUCUCUGAUUGCAUGAGGCCCAGACAGCCCCAUGGUUUUCACCAAAGCUGAGGGCAAUGAAACAAGUCGUUGAGACGGCUAGAGAACCAGUGGCAGAAAACUCAUUCUGAAUCGGACCGGACAUGGGUUAGAGCUCAACGUCGAGCCUACCAAGUGGCGAUAGUGACGGUGAAGAGGACCUUCUUCACCGCCUCUAUUGCAUCUGCAGAAAACAGCAGCAGGAGACUCUUUCAGGUGGUUCGCAAUCUCAAAGCCACCUUCGCCAUUGGAGCCUGGUAAGGACCCAAGAUUCCGUCUAGUCAAGUUGCAUGGGAUCAAUUCCAAUCUGUUACCUCCCAGGAUGUGGACAGGCUCUUGAACAACUGAAAUCGACCACCUGCCUCUUUGAUUCUUGCCCAUCUGGGCUCAUAAAAAUGAGCCGGCAAGGGCUGGGUGAUGGGCUCUGUGGGGUGGUGAAUGCUUCCCUCUGUGAGCAAGCCUUCCCAGACCCACUGAAAGAGGCGGUUAUUAAACAGCUUCUUAAAAACCAUCUUUUGAUUCAGCUAAUAUGGCCAACUAUCACCCAGUUUAAAAUCUUCCAUUCUUGGGCAGGGUGAUUGAGUGGGUGGCUGCUGAGCAACUCCAGGCAUGCCCCCAUCGUUUAGCCCAGACACUGAGGUCCACUGAGGUGUAGCACCCUGCUUGUGGUUAACGCUUAGCUGGAAUGAAAUAUUCAACGCAGCAAUAGAGAAAUUAAAAUAAUAAUUUAUUUGUCAGACAAAUAAAUGAGAGACACAGUGGUAUAUGGAUACCAAAGCUCUGCCUACUCCAGCCCUGAUGGCCAGCACUUAUAUUUCCUCAGCCCAGCCCCCUUGCUCCUCCUUUGGCUGCCUCUAUCCAAUCAGCCUGGUUGAAAUUCCUAUUGGUUGUUUGCUAGAACCAAUCAUAAAAGAUACACCCAUUUCCUAUUUCCUUUUAUGGGAGACAAAGAGCUAUAUUUCCUUGUAUCCAUAAAUGGCAGACAAGUAGCCAUAUAUCUUACAUUUACCUCGACCAGGCACCUCAAUUACCAGAUAACCUUUGGCCCCUGUUGCCCUAUUCACUGCAAACCAGAUGGCUAAAGCAGAUGGUGCAUGGUUUUUAAUUUUUUUAUCUUAAAGAGAUCUUGAGUUCACCUUCUCACCCACCAUAAUAAGAAUCUAACAUAAGAAUCUAACAUUUCUUACUUUCUAAAUCCUUUGCAUAAUUACAUUUAAGCCAAUAUAUUUCAUACAUAACAUAGAUAGAUUUUUAGAAGGAAAGGCCUUUUUAAAUUAGAAGGAAUUUAGUAAAAGCUGAGUUCUCUAAGUUCUCUGAAGCUUCAAAACAGUUUGGAGAGAAGCCUUUUUCCCUAACCAGCUGCUGUUCCUAAAAGCAACCUUUUCAAUUUAACCUUUAACCUUAUGGCUCGAGUCUUCUGUUAAACAAUAAAUUUCACUAUUUACCAGCUCUUAAUUGUGUUUUUGCAGCUUGAUUGUAUUCUGGUCAGUGUGACCUUUUUGCUCUCAGCCUGUAAUUUCCUUUUACAACCCUGAAAUACUUUUUACAACCCUGAAAUACUGCUAUUUAUAGCAGUGGGGCCCUUGAACAGCUGCCAGAGUAUUCAGCUGGUCUCUCCCUGGCAUGAGAGAAAAAUUAUAUUUGUAAAUAUAUUUUUUAAGCUCAAAGCAGAUUUUGAUCAGAUGCCUCAUUCCCCCCUUUCAAGCUCAAGGACCUUCAUCCCAAGUGUCCUUGAUAGCUUGACCUUCGUCAUAUUCCUGAGGUAAAGCUCUGUAUAGGGCCAUAAUAUGAGGUAAAGUUUCAUUUGAAAUCAUCUUGCUAAUUGUACUUCUAAAACAUGAAAUGAUACAUGGCACCGUACAUAAAACCAUUACUACUACCGUCAAGAAAAACAAGCAAGACAAUAGUAUCCCUUUGAGUCCCGCAACAUUAGGUAACCAAUUGGUGAGCCAUCCCAUAUCCCAUCCUUCCCAUAUUUGUACUGGGACAUGUGCUAUACUCUCCAUCUUUGUGGCCAACACACGGAUUGCCUCACCAUUAUCAGAAAUGUUAAAGCAACAGGCAUUCCCUGUCAAGUUCAAGACUCCACAUAGGCCUCCCUGCCUGGCAAGUACAUAAUCCAUUCCCAUUUUCAGCUGCAAAAUGGCGGCUCUACUUUCAUCCAACUGUUGUGCAAUAAGUCUCAAACUCUGGGCCGUUGCAUUGGUUACAAGUUCCACUACUGCUUGCAAUCGAAUUAUUCUGUUUAGAUUAUAAAUAGGAUCCCGUGCCCCUUGUAUGAGCUCAUCAGGAUUCCAGGAGGCAGGCUCAUAAUAGGCUAUAAUGCGCUCUGGUGGCCAAUCAUCAGUAUCACUCCAACUUUGGGUACUUCCUCCUGCUAUAUGAGAAAUAUCAGCGUUUCUUCGUGUACGCUUUGCCGAACUAGUGGGCAUAAUCCACAUUGGUGGUAAUACCCAUCCCAGGAAGCAAGUCCCACUCCAUUUGGAAGGGAGUUUCUUGUAUGCCCAUUCUCCACAUAUCCACCACAACCAUCGGGUCUGAGGUUUUUGGUACGUGGAGUGCAUAAGGCGAAAUAUCAAAAGGGGCAUAGAGUUCACAGUGCAGUAUGUUAGAUUGCCUUUUUCUGUCACAGUUAUGUUCCACACCAGUUUCCAUGCAUGAAUAAAAGGAGGUGCACAGGGCAAGGUAUUCCGAGUUCGAUAGGUAGUACCGUUUGCCCAGGUUUGACUAUUCUUAAUAUAAUCCCAAGUAUAGUGGCAAUGAGAAGAGCCUAUCAUGGUAGAAUCAGCUGCACCUGAUGAUUUAUGUACACAGAAUUCCCCUUGCACAGGUAUAACUCGUAUUGGUUUAGUUGAGUUCCAUCCGGGGAAAUUCUGUACUUCUGUUUGGUGUGGCAUUUCGCUUACCAUACCAAUGGCAUUUAAUGGUAUCGGUAAUAAGGGCAUACCUCCUCUGAAUCAUCUGGUCCAAGAGAGCAAACAAGGCAAUUGGUCCUAUUUGUAACAUUGGCUACCAUCUCAGCUAAGCCUACCCACAUAUUGUGGUCAUGGCGGAAUCCAUAUUUAGCAAAUUUGGUCAGAUUCAAGGACCCUUCCCCUUCCCAAGGGAUCAGGAUUAAUAAUAAAAUCAUGUUGAUGUCUAGUAUAUGCAUUUCUUCCACAAAAGAUUACCUUAUUGUGAUAACAAAAAAUAUUAGGCCCAAUAUAAUUCCCCAAUGACAGAAAUGGGGAACCACCAAGACCAAAACAUAUAUCCCGAGGAUCCCCAAUGAGUAAUAUCCCUGAUAAUUGUUCCACAGGGGGGGGCAGUCAAUCAAUUGUAUAAGAGAAUCUUCCUGUUCACAAUCGCUGGUUCAGACGCUCCUCAAGCUUCAGGCGUGCGCAGGUCAGCCAGCUUCCAGGUUGUGGCUGCAGCAGGCCGGUCGUCUAAUGUUGCCCGUGACCUAGCCCGUUCCCCGUAGGGCUAGAUACAGGGGUUUUUGGAGAGAGUCAGUUUAAAAGGAUUAGAGGGGUCACCUUUGCACGUCCAACUGCCUUCGGACUUCUUCAAACGGGAGUGAUGAAUCCAGGGGGUCACCUCAGCUACCUUCACCGCUGUUGGAGUAGAGAGCAAGACGGUGUAAGGCCCACGCCACUUAGGUGCAAGUGGAUCACGUUUCCACUCUUUCACCCAUACGCUAUCGCCAGCCUGGAACUGAUGAAUCGGCUCGGCAAUGCUGCACGGCGUGCGCUCGAGGGCCCACCUGUUAAGAGAAACAAAAACACGGGAGAGAGAUUGCACUUGUCCCUGUGUCACAUGGUCUCCUAUUUGUUUGAGGUCAGCUGGAAUAUCCUGAACAAAGGAGGGUGGCCUCCCAUACAGGAGCUCAAAAGGUGACAACUUAAGUCUUUUUGUGGGUGCACACCGAACACGAAACAGUGUUAUGGGUAACACAUCUACCCAUCCCAAUCCUGUUUCCUGGGUUAAUUUUGCCAAUUGGGUUUUCAGAGUCCGAUUCAUUCUUUCAGUUUUCCCCGAACUUUGAGGCCUAUAUGCUGCAUGCAGUCUCCAUUUCACUUGUAGGACUCGACAUACUUCUUGUACUACUUGAUCAAUGAACGCUGGCCCAUUAUCACUUCCAAUGCAUCUAGGUAAUCCAAACCUCGGGAUCAAUUCAGUGAGGAGUCUCUUAGUUACCUCUCGUGCCUUUUCAGUCCUGGUGGGAAAAGCUUCAACCCAUCCGGUAAGGGUAUCUACAAACACAAGGAGGUACUUGAAUCCCUUAGAAGGGACCAGCUCUGUGAAGUCCACAAUUAGGCUUUCCAUGGGGACGUAUCCCACAUGUUGGAUUCCAGGAGGUUGUACCGGUCCCUGCCUGGGAUUGUUUUUAGCACAAAGAACACAUUUCUGUGAAAUGCAAGUUGCUAAUUGUGAUAGGUUAAUAAUAUACAACUUCCGACUGAGACUCUCUCUGGUUGCAGUACCGCCAAGGUGAGUAGAUUCAUGAUAAUUUCUUACAAUUGUGCCUGCUAGGUGAUGAGGUACAUAAAUCCUAUUGUCCGGCAGGAUCAUCCAACCGUCCUUCACAACCGCUCCUUCCUGUUCAGCCCACUUCCUCUCUUCUGGGGUAUAGUGAGGUUUAAUUUCUUCUGGAACUACCUCUGGUAUGAGGGCUGCUAUAAAUCCUCCCACAGGCUUCUGGGCUGCCUCUCGGGCUGCUUUGUCAGCAGCAUGAUUUCCUCUGGUUAUUGGAUCCCUUCCACGUCCAUGACCUUUGCAGUGCAUUACAGCAAUCUGUUCUGGAGCCCAUACUGCUUCCAACAGGAUUUCUACUUCAGGUCCAUAUUUCAAGGCCUUCCCAUGGGCUCCGAUUAGACCUCUUUCUUUCCAUAGAGCUCCAUGUGCAUGCAGGGUUAAGAAGGCAUAUUUAGAAUCAGUAUAGAUGUUUGCCUUACAUCCGGCUGCCAAUUGCAGAGCUCUAGUUAAACCUAUAAGUUCAGCCUUUUGUGCUGAGGUGCCAGCAGGCAAAGCUUCAGCUUCCACAACUUCCUCAUUGGUGACCACAGCAUAUCCUGCUCGUCUGGCACCUUCAUGCAGGUAACUGCUACCAUCAGUAUAAUAUACAACAUCUGGAUUUUUCAAUGGUUCAUCUUUCAGAUCGGGUCUACUGGAAUACACUUCAUCCAUUAUUUGGAGACAAUCAUGUGAUUCUUCAUCAUCUACCUCUGGUAGGGGCAGCAAAGUUGCUGGAUUGAGCAUAUUCACUACUCGUAGAUGAAUCCUGGGAUUUUCACACAAUAGGCCUUGGUAUCUAGCCAUCCUUGGAUUCGUUAGCCAAUAACUACCCUUAUAUUCCAUGAGUGUCAGAACAGCAUGAGGUACAUUCACAUACAUCGUCUGGCCAAAGGUAAAUUUAUCAGCUUCUUUGACAAGGCUUGCAGUGGCCGCUACUGCCCUUAGGCAUGGAGGCCAUCCUUUUGCUACUGAGUCCAAUUGUUUUGACAAAUAAGCUACUGGACGGUUCCAACUUCCUAAUCUCUGGGUCAGGACUGCUGCUGCAAUCCCAUUCUGUUCAUGUACAUACAGCUGAAAGGGUUUUUCCGAAUUAGGCAGUCCAAGGGCUGGGGCCUCCAUAAGUCGUUGUUUGAUAACUAAAAAGGCUUGUUGCUGCUCAGGUCCCCAUACGAAUGGGUCCUUUUCUGCACCUCGAGUGCUUUCAUGUAAGGGCUUGGCCAGACUGCUGAAAUCAGGUAUCCAUAGUCUACAAAACCCUGCUGUUCCCAGGAAUCCUCUGAGUUGUUUCCUUGUGGUAGGUUCCUUGAUAAGGCAAAUAGCUUCUUUCCUCUCUGGUCUCAAUGCUCGUUGUUGGUGUGAGAUGUCAAAGCCCAAAUAUUUGACCUUUUCUAAACAUAACUGUGCCUUUUUCUGGGAAACUCGGUAGCCAGCUUCCCAGAGCAAGUGGAGCAGUUCCUCUGUCCCUUCUUUACAGGUAUCAAAAUCCUUUGCCGCUAGUAUAAGGUCAUCUACAUAUUGCAGAACCACCUUUUUCCGGGUAUUGAGGGGUAACUUGUUAGAUCCUUCGCCAAGGCAGUGCCAAAUAAAGUUGGGGAAUUUUUGAAUCCCUGGGGCAAUCUUGUCCAGGUUAGCUGGCCUUUUGUUCCUGUCAAAGGGUCUUCCCACUGGAAGGCAAAUAUAGGUUGGCUCUGUGGUGCCAGCCGGCAACAGAAGAAUGCAUCUUUCAAGUCCAAUACAGUAAAAAUGUUGCUUCUGGUGGGAUCAAACUCAGCAAGGUAUAUGGGUUUGGUACAUUUGGGUGCAAGGUCUCGAUAGCCUGGUUUACGAGCCUCAAGUCCUGUACUGGCCUGUAUUCAUCUGUCCCAGGCUUCCGAACAGGCAAAAGGGGUGUGUUCCAUUCUGAUUGGCAGGGCUUAAGCAGACCAUAUUUUAAUAGGCGGUCCAAAUGUUUCUGGAUGCCCUCUGCUGCUCGCCGGGGUAAAGGAUAUUGCUUUACAGAUACAGGGGUAGCCAUAGGUUUUAGGGUUACUACAAUUGGAGCUAUAUUCUUAGCCAUUCCUGGUGGGCUAUUUUCGGCCCAUACUCCUGGUGGCACUUGUAGGGUUCGGAGGAGCUUGUUUAAUUCUGUAUCCAAUGUGGGUUGGACUUGCAGGGCUGACAUUAGGCGCCAUGAUUGUUCCUUAGGUACUGAGAGGGAAAUUAUUCCUGCUGCCUUUGAUGGCAGUUUCAUUUCUGGACCUCGAGGAGUGAAGGUGAUUUGGGCCUGCAAUUUGGACAGCAUAUCUCUACCUAAGAGAGGCAUUGGACACUCAGGUAUAUACAAAAACUGAUGGGUUAAAUGAUGUCCCCCAAUCUGGCAUUCUAAAGGUUGGAGGAAAGACCUCUUAGCUGACUGACCAGUGGCACUUUUAAUGACUACACUUUUGGAUGCCUUUUUCUGCAAUAGUUCUGGGAGUACUGAGUAUUCAGCGCCAGUAUCUAUCAUAAAGUCUAUUAAAUGGCUCCCUAAUUGAAUCGUGACCGUGGGCUCCUGGAAGCCUAACUUUAUGGAGUCCGGUCGUUCCUAGUCUUGGGUAAAAUCCUCCUCUGCCAGUCCAAUGAAAUUGUCUCUACUCCGUCCUUGUCCAGGUCUCUGAUAUCUUCCAUCUCGGAUCAUUCCCCGUCCCCGUCCCUGGUUUCUUGGGCCGGAGCCUGGGCCUGGGCCUGGGCGUACUUCUUCCAACCUCAGGGGUUCAGGACACUCCCGCUUCCAAUGACCCUCCUUCUUGCAAUUCGCACAUUGAUUCCUUCCCAGUGGUGGAUUCCUUCCCCGCCCUCUCCCUCCAUUUAAAGGGCGGUAGUCUUGCUUCACUGCUGUGGCUAGCAUCACCAUCUUUUCCUUCUGCCACUUCUUCUUCUCUUGUUUCUCAGCCUCAUCCCUAUUCCGAUAAACUCGGCGUGCAAUGGCCAUAAUUUGGCUCAUCAGCAUCCCUUCCCAUCCUUCUGACUUCUGAAUUUUCUUACGAAUGUCAGAAGCGCACUGAGCCACAAAAGUAGCAGUAAUCAUUCUGCUGUUUUCAGGGGCUUCAGGGUCAAAAGGAGUCCAUAUACGAUAGGCUUCCUGCAGCCUCUCUAAAAAGUCUCCCGGACUCUCAUUUGGUUUCUGUUCUACUUCUGAGACUUUAGUCAUAUUAGUGGGCUUCUGGCAUGCCCUGCGGAUACCUUGCACAAGCGUCUGGCGGUAGGUGGUAAGCCUGGCCAGGUGAAUUGCAUUGUUUGGAUCCCAAUUAGGAUCCUCCAAGGGAAAAUUGUCCUGGAGAUGACGGUCAAUAUUAAAAAUAUUUCCCCCUCUGGCCUGCUCACGCAAAUAUAUCUGUGCCUUUUCAAUUAUGUCUCUUCUUUCCUCAGUGGUGAACAGAGUAUUCAGGAGCUGGCGGCAAUCUGUCCAAGUAGGACUAUGAGUAUUUACUAUUGAAGUCACCAAGUCCAUCAUAGCCUGAGGUUUUUCUGCGAAAGACGGGGUGUGUGUUUUCCAAUUCAUCAGAUCCGUAGUUGUGAAUGGAAUGUACUGGAGGGUCGAAGUUCGAGGUGGCCGUGGUCCGAGUUGCCCGUUAACCAGCACAGGCUCCUCAAGUGCAUCAAAUACUCUUCUGAGAGGGGCUACUACGUGACCUUUCUCUUCGCUUUGCUUUAGGGGCCUCAAAUCAUAGGGGAUAGUAUUUGUCCCAAGGCGUUCUUUUAACAGCUUUAUACGCCUGGCUGUAUUGCUUACUGACCGAUCAAAGUCUCCCUGUAACUCCUGUAAUAGUUCUCUAGGACUUGGAUGUACAGGGGUUUGGGGUGGGCAAUCAGUUGUUCCACUAAAGGAGACUGUAGAUGGAGUUCUACUGGGACUCACAGGUGGAAUAACCACUUCUGCUUGGGCUUUAUUAUAGGACUCCAAUGCCUCCUGAAGAUAUUUAUCAUAAUCUAUCAAGGAAUCAAGCUCUGUGACUCCAGCCCCAUUAUUCCUUCCACUUUCUUGCCUUGGGGUUACAACUGGUGGAGUGUUUGGAUUAGGCUCCCUCGAUGUGGAGCAUAGGGUGGAGGUGGAAGCACCUCUUCCUCUGGUCCCUCAAAAAUGGGUUUGAGUUUAUUUGGCAAGAUUCCUUUUCUAGCUUCGGCUUUUACUGCCAAUAAUUUGCAUUGUUGGACUUUGCAUUCCCUUAUCCAUGGAGGAUUAUUAUUUAAUGUGCUCAGCCAAGAAUCUAUAUAUGAAAAUUGUUCUGGGCACCCUCCAGUUUCUUUGGUGAUGUUAGACCAAAGUUUGCUUGCUAAAUUUAUAUCAAAACUUCCCUGAGGUGGCCAUCCAGUAUUUUGUUUUGGCCAGUCUAAUUCACAUAACGUUCUCAAGCGCUCUGGCGUCAUUUUGACUCCAUAUGCUCCUGAGAAGGCUUUCUUAAAAUUAUUUAACAUACAUUCAAGAGGUGUACUUCCCCCUUUGAACCUCCAACUCCCAUUGUAUGGCCCUGUGAAGUAUCCACUCAGUCACUCACACACGCGCUUCGUGAGGUUCCUUGCCCGGAUGAAGUCGCCUUACCGGGAACCGAAGUACUACCCACUCCACACUCAGGUCAGCUACAGAUUGUACUUUCUCACACAUACAAUGCGCUGGAUACUUCACCACACUCUACCUCCCAAUCUUUCCCUUUUCCUCCACCAGACCACCAUCUGAUGUACCCAACCACCUAGCGUACUCAGUUCCCCUUACUGAGACGCAGAAGUUUGAUCAAGACUUCUCUUCCUCCCAAUUAAUUGGAGGGCCACAACCCCUUUGUGCACUUACCCUUAGCUGGUUCCCUGUUUAUUUCUCUGGUUACCCCCGGUCCGUCGCCGCCAGUGAGCAGGGUAUCAGACAGACGAGACUUCUGCGUUCCCCUGGAAAAAUGUUCCAGUGCGCGCUGGGUAAGCGGUCAGUGGUCCUCCCUCUUGUACCCUGCCCGCUAGGGCGAAGGGGCUGCGUUCCAGCAGACCACUUAUCCGAGUCACAGAGGCACCAUAAAAUGUAGCACCCUGCUUGUGGUUAACGCUUAGCUGGAAUGAAAUAUUCAACGCAGCAAUAGAGAAAUUAAAAUAAUAAUUUAUUUGUCAGACAAAUAAAUGAGAGACACAGUGGUAUAUGGAUACCAAAGCUCUGCCUACUCCAGCCCUGAUGGCCAGCACUUAUAUUUCCUCAGCCCAGCCCCCUUGCUCCUCCUUUGGCUGCCUCUAUCCAAUCAGCCUGGUUGAAAUUCCUAUUGGUUGUUUGCUAGAACCAAUCAUAAAAGAUACACCCAUUUCCUAUUUCCUUUUAUGGGAGACAAAGAGCUAUAUUUCCUUGUAUCCAUAAAUGGCAGACAAGUAGCCAUAUAUCUUACAUUUACCUCGACCAGGCACCUCAAUUACCAGAUAACCUUUGGCCCCUGUUGCCCUAUUCACUGCAAACCAGAUGGCUAAAGCAGAUGGUGCAUGGUUUUUAAUUUUUUUAUCUUAAAGAGAUCUUGAGUUCACCUUCUCACCCACCAUAAUAAGAAUCUAACAUAAGAAUCUAACAUUUCUUACUUUCUAAAUCCUUUGCAUAAUUACAUUUAAGCCAAUAUAUUUCAUACAUAACAUAGAUAGAUUUUUAGAAGGAAAGGCCUUUUUAAAUUAGAAGGAAUUUAGUAAAAGCUAAGUUCUCUAAGUUCUCUAAGUUCUCUGAAGCUUCAAAACAGUUUGGAGAGAAGCCUUUUCCCUAACCAGCUGCUGUUCCUAAAAGCAACCUCUUCAAUUUAACCUUUAACCUUAUGGCUCGAGUCUUCUGUUAAACAAUAAAUUUCACUAUUUACCAGCUCUUAAUUGUGUUUUUGCAGCUUGAUUGUAUUCUGGUCAGUGUGACCUUUUUGCUCUCAGCCUGUAAUUUCCUUUACAACCCUGAAAUACUUUUACAACCCUGAAAUACUGCUAUUUAUAGCAGUGGGGCCCUUGAACAGCUGCCAGAGUAUUCAGCUGGUCUCUCCCUGGCAUGAGAGAAAAAUAUAUUUACAAAUAUAAUUUUUUAAGCUCAAAGCAGAUUUUGAUCAGAUGCCUCAGAGGGUCUUCUGGCGGCUCCCUCUGCAGGGUAGGGCUCGAACCCAUGGCUUCAAGUUACAAGACAGGAGAUUACAACUCAACACCAGGAAGAACUUUCUGACAGUAAGAGCUGUUUGACAGUGAAAUGGAUUCCUUCAGAAGGUGGAGGACUCUCCUUCCUUGGAGGCUUUUAAGCAGAGGUUAGUUGAGUUUCCUGCAUUGCAGGGGGCUGAACUAGAUGACCCUUGGGGUCCCUUCCAACUCUUAUGAUUCCACGGUGCUUCUCACUUGCCUUUUUUCUAUACCGGUAAGUUCCAAACGCUGCAGCCUUUGUUCAUAGGGGUGUCACGCUAUUCCCCCCACUUAAUCAUUUGGGUUACCCUUUCUGAACCUUUUCCAGCCCAACAAUAUCCUUUUACGUGCUCACUUUGGCAGCACGUAUACUAAAAUUGGAACGAUACAGAGAAGAUUAGCAGGGCCCCUGCGCAAGGAUGACACGCAAAUUUGUGAAGCGUUCCUUUUUUUCAAAAAAAUCCUUUUAUGAGGCGAGGGAGAGGCUGGGAAACCCAGCAAGAUGGGCAAGGUAUAAAUAAUAAAAUUAUCACUAUUAUUAUUAUUAUUACUACUAUUGGAGGUUAUGAUCAGAUGGGCCAGAGAUAUAGGUCAUACAAUCCAGUUGGAACAAUGGGAGAAUUUAUGGAGACACAACAUUAAAUUUACAGCAUGCUCCAUAAUUAGAGAAAACUUAAUGAAAAUGAAAUACCAAUGGUAUUUAACCCCAGUUAAACUGGCUAGAAUAUAUAAAUCAAAAACCAGUGUGUGUUGGAGAUGCAAAAAAGACAUCGGAACAAUGUAUCAUAUGUGGUAGGAAUGUGUACAUAUUUUAAAAAUUUGGACCACCAUACAAGAGGAACUUUAAAAAUGCUUAAAGUACCGUGCAAUAACUGUAAAAACCUGUAGCGUUCCUCUUGGGAAUAACAACAAAUGACAUUCCUGCAACCAAUAGAAAAGUAUUCUUAUACGCAACAGCUGCUGCCAUAAGACUUAUAGCAAAAAAUUGGAAGGGGGAAAAAUCCCAUCUGUUUGAGAGUGGCAAGUCAAAUUUUGUGAAUAUAUAGUUUCGGCUAGCCUUACGGCAGCAAUAAGAGGACAAACAGAUCAAAAAUUAAUUGAAGAAUGGGAUUGUGCAAAGGAGUAUAUGAAAAAACAUUGUUCUGGGACAAAUAUAUCAAUAUGCAAUGAAUAAAGUUUACAGGGUAGAAAUAUUGAGGAAAUGGAUGGAAGUGGAAUAAAAACAAUGUAAUAUUAAUAACACAGUGAAUAAAAGAAGUCAAACAUGGGUGGAGGGAAGUCUAUGUUUUUAUGCAUUUUUUGGUGUGUUCUUUUUAUUUUAUUUUAUCUUUUGUGUAAUGUGUUAUUUUUCCUUUUUUGCUUGUGAUGUUGUUUGGUUUUUGUUACUGCAAUUCAAUAAAAGUAUUUAUUAAAAAAUAAAAAAAAAAUAUUAUGAUUAAAACUGAAAACAGUAUUUUAAGUGUGGUCAUUCUAUAGAUUUCUAUUUUAUAAAUAAAACCCACGUAUUCCUUACAGUUUAUCAGCAUCUGAGAUCAGUUUUCCUCACAAAACUGUAUGACUUAAUUGGGCCAGCAAUUUCUUACCUGCAUACAUUUGAAAAUGGGGUACUUGUUGUAGUUUGGUUUGCAUGUUGAAAGCACACUUUUAAAGGGAUAUGCCACCCCAUUGCUGCUCUUGGUAUCAUGGUGAAUUUAAUAGCUGUUCACUAUGAUAAAGAAAAUAAAAACUGUUGGUUCCAUUUAAUUAUUUGACAAAUGUAGAUACUGCUUUAUCAAGAACAAAAUUGGGAAGCAGUGUAUAUAAAAUUUUCAUUAAAAAUAAUAAAAUCAAAAGAUAAAAUAUAAAUCAACCUAAAAUUUAUCAAAAUACAAAUAAAACCCAUUUUGAAACAAACAUCUGUAACACAAUCACAUGCAGUGGUACCUUGGGUUACAGGCGCUUCAGGUUACAGACUCUGCUAACCCAGAAAUAGUACCUCGGGUUAAGAACUUUGCUUCAGGAUGAGAAAAGAAAUCGUGCUCUGGCGGCACGGCAGCAGCGGGAGGCCCCAUUAGCUAAAGUGAUGCUUCAGGUUAGGAACAGCUUCAGGUUAAGAACGGGCCUUUGGAAUGAAUUAAGUACUUAACCCAAGGUACCACUGUAUUAGCAUCUGGGAAAAGCAGUACAGCAAAGGUGCUUGCAUAAUGGCAACGACCAGGGUGUUUAAAAGACGGUUUAGGAGGCAGAGGCCAAACUGCAGGGAGGGCAGUUGCCUUUGUGUGCUCCCUGGGGGCACCUGGUUGGCCCCUCCUGGUUGCUGGCCCUGGACAGAAGGCGCUUUGGCCUCUGAUUCAGGAGAGCUGGGCUUAGAACAUGGUCAGCAAGAGGCUUCACAACACACUCCAGGGUGAAAUGAGGCUGUGGCUGUCUCUCAAUUCCUUGAAGAUGUCAUAAAAGCACCUGCUGGGUAACUGGCAUUAGUGCUACAAGACGAAAACAGCAGGACGGUUUCGCUGGCAAAGCACCAGAAACAGUCACCAAUCCCUAAUACUAGAACACCAGUGGCUAAGUGUGCACCAUCACCCCAGAAAUCACAAUGGACUGGCAUUUGCAUGAAGGAGGUGCAGGAAACUAAGACGAGCAGGAGGAAUUGUGUGGUUCUCCAGAAAGGCAGAGCCAGCGCUGAACUGAGGGGAAACAGGAGUUUUCUGGGUUCUCUUGGAGAUGCCUGAAGCAGAGCUUCUAGGUUGAACAACAAUGUGAGACAGGACCAGGACCAGGAGAGACACACGGGAUUAAGUGUAGAGAGGCAGUAUAUUAAAAGCUCCAAAAGAGAUUCUUACGCUAAUUCUGUUUAGUUUCGGAGCUUAAAAAAGGAAUCUGGAAGAAAAUACAAAUCUAUCAGGAAAAUGAAGGCAAAGUAACAGGAAAUUGGCAGGUGUACUUCUGCCUACUCCUUGCUCCAGUCUGUGCAUGUUUUUGUGUAACACGAUCAUGUCUGCCUUAUUUUUUCUUCUUCCACAAACUCCUGAGCCUCCAAGGUUGCAGCCCAUUUUCCUCCCAGGGGACUCACUCCAUCCCCUUCAUGCUUUUGCUGGCCCUUCCCUGAAACUUCCCCGGCUCUCUCCUUUUUGAGGUGGGGCGACCAGGACAGGACAGGCUUCCAAGCGGGUAAAGCUGCCUUGACAAGAGUCAAGUGGACCUCGGGGUUUGGCGGAAGCGCCCACCGAGCAAGUCAGCCAUGCAGUGGAGCUGCUGGCCAAGCGGACGCGGGGUUUUGUUGCCUGGCCCCAAGGAUCGCGUCCUCUGGAUGGAGAGCAGCUGUGGGAGGGACUUGGAUCCCCUUCAGGGGUGGAAGCCUGCAGACAAGGUGGCGAAGGGCUGAGGAGGGCCGGCCGAAGGGGCCGAGGGCCAAGCUGGCCAGCAGACGAGCUCUGUGGGCCUCCUCGAGAGCAGGCCUUUCCGGGGACGGAGGGGGGACGGAGACACUGCUGGGCUCUAGCGCUUUGCCAGCCGGAGGUCCCGCCAGAGAGAGAAUGAUUUCACUAUUAAUAUACUUCCACGUCAUUGUAUUUCAGUUCAACAAUUACUUUGAUAAAAUGCAUAUUUUGUUAUGUGCAAAUGAGGUCCAUAAAUGACCACCUGGCAUAUAUUCAACACAAAACACAGCAACCAUUUGUUGGGGAUGUUACGGUAAAAUCUGGGUGCGGGGUUACUCUGCCACCCAGCUCGUCGGACUAAGUCCGCGGGUCCCUGCGGAAGAAGAUGAGCUCAGCCGGAGACAGGAGCAAGUUGCAGGAGAUCCGAGUUUAUUGCGCAACAGGUUCAAGGCGAGAUUGAACAGCGAGAAAGGGGUGACAUGAACUUUUGAAAUUUCCUCCAUGUCCCAGAAUGCAGUGCACAAUACAUCCCAGUUACAUCAUGAAUACAUUAAGAAGAGGUUGGGUUACACGGAUUACAUCACGAAUACAUUAGGAAGAGGUUGGGUUACACCGGCUUCACAUAUGGAGGAGGGAGGGGGGAAUAUGCAGAGCUGGAGAUAUGCGCAGAUAAGCACAUCCCGAGAAGACAAUGGUCCAUGUAUGCAUAGUCUGCCACCUGGCAUCGCCCGGAGGAAGGGCUUGGCAGAGCGAUUUGACAGGAUUAGGGUCUUGACACCUUGCUCGAGGGAUUCUGGAGGACAGGGGAGGUGUCAUGGAGUCCUAGAGAAACGGAGCAAAUGGGCACGUUGGUUUUCUAGGAAUGUGCUAGAUUUGAGUCCCUUUUGACAUUGGCAAUUGGAAAUCAAUGGCUAUAUUGUAGUGAAGAAGAAGGUGAAGAAGACAUGCCCCCCCCCCCGUAUCAGGGACAAGGGCCAGCUGGCCAUAGCAAGGGCCCCUUCCUUCCUUCCCUCCAGGAACCUCCCUCCGCGUCCCCGUUCCCCGGGCGGGCGGCCAAGCGGAGGCGCCUCCUCCUCCCUCCCUCCCUCCUCCCUCCGCCGCCGGCGGCCGCGAGCCAGGGGCGCCCCUUGUGGCCGCCCGGAGAGCGGCGCCUGCGCAGUGCCGCGGGGAGCCGCGUGUCGGGCAGGCAGGCAGGCGAGCGGGGCGGGGCCGAGGCGCGUUUCCCGCGCAGCUGCGCUGAGGGAGCCCGGAGCAGGAGGAGGCCGCCGCCGCCUCGGUCCCGCCAUGGCUUCUCCGGCCAGGGCCCUCCGGCCGCGCCGCUCGGCCCCCGCGCCGUGAGUCCCCGAGGGCCGGGCGGGCGGGCGAGGGCGGGCGGGGGCGGGCGGGCGGCGUGGGGCCGGGCCGGGCCGGGCUGAGCUCCCUCUUGGUCCGCAGGGCGACGGGCAGCGACGCCUCGGAGGACUCCGGCGACAGCGCCUUCCAGGAAAGGCCUGGCGGCCAGGCGCAGGUAGGGAGGGCCGGAGGGAGGCCCCGGCUGGGUGGGGCGCCGCCAGGCCGGGCUGGGGCUCCCGGCUUCCUCGCCCUCUCUCUCCGUCCCCUCAGGCCCCCGAGGACCCUCGGCCGGCCCGCGCCGAGCCCAGCGGCGGCGGCCUCUUCCCGGCGGUGAAGGCGGGCGGGAGCGCCGCGCAGGUGAGGGGCAGCCGAGGGAGCCGCGCGGAGAAGGCCCUGCUCGGGGCUGCAGUCGGGGCAGAGAGCGGGGAGGGAGGGAGGGCCCAGCACGGAGAAGGCGCCCCCUCCGGCUCAACCCGAAGCUGCUGCUUGAGCUCCCUGGGAUGCGCCAGCAGCCGUCCCCAGGGAGCUUUGGAAGGAGAGGAAAGAUGUGCCUCCCCCCCUGUCCUAUGUGCUGGAGUGGGAUAGCUGGCUUGGUGGGCUGCAGUGGAGCAAGGGGUGGGUUUUGGAAAGGAGACUUGGGGCAGGUGAGAGUGGCAGGGUUGGCUGGAGAAAGAUAAGGAGCAGGGAGAUGCGGGGGGGGGGGGAGGCAGAGGAAUGUGUCUUAGGGGAAACGCAAAUCCUCUAGUAUGCUUGUGCUCUUGUGGGUCUCGCAUCUCUCUCUUGUUUCUAUGUGCGUGUCCUUGCCCUGCUCCCUUUGCCUACUGCCAUCCUCUGUCAACUGCCACAGUCUAUAGUUGAUGACUGGCUUGAGAGUUACAGGAAAGACAGGGAAUCUGGGUUUCUGGAGCUGUUCAACUUCAUUGUCCACUCCUGUGGUUGCAAAGGUGAGUUUAGAGUGGAGUGUUGUGCUUCUGCGUACUCUUGCAAAAGCUCUCCUGUGCUCCGUCCUCCUUCCAGUUGCAUGCUUGCUCUGCAGUGAUGUGAGGCUGGACUGGCGCUCUCUCCCUUCUCUUUCCCUCCACGGCCCUGCAGGUGUAGUGACCCUGGAGAUGCUGAGAGGCCUUCAGAACUCGGAGAUCAUCCAGCAGCUGACAGAAUCAUUUGAUGAGGUGAGAACUAAGGAAGGGGAUGUUUCUGGGGAGGUUAAAUCCAAACAGUCGCCUUGGAGGGAGGGUGGCAGAGACAAAUGGUGGACUCAGACAAAUCUUUUCCUAGGGCUCAGCAGAGUACCCACUGUUGCUGAACACCCCAGUCUGGCGGCGGUUUCGGCAGGGGUUCUGUGAGCUGUUGGGAGUUCUUGUGCACCGAACACAACAUGCUGUUCUCUAUGAUGAGUAUUUGAUGGGUAGCCUUGUCGCCCUGCUUACUGGCAUGUCUGACUCCCAGGUGCGUGCUUCCGCCACACAAGCACCUUGGCAGGUAGGAGAGUAGUCUGGGUUUGGGUGGGCAGAUGCAUCCCUUUCUGAGAGGAGCUGAGAAAUGCCAUGCUAUGCUUCAUCUUUUCCUGUAGCCAUGAAACUAAUGACAGGUUUGGUGCGUGUAGCUCUGAGUGUCAGCCUGCAGAAGGACAACAGUCAGCGGCAGUAUGAGGCUGAGCAGGCCAAGGGAUCGAGCUGCCGGGCUCUGGGGAAGCUGGAAGGGCUGCUGGAGCAACACAGAGAGGUGAAGGUGGCAGGGCUGCAGCACAAGGUGGCAUGGGGUGGGGCGGGAGAGCAGGCAAAUAUGACCUCAUGGAAAUUACUGAAACCUCGUGGAAUGAGACUUGUCUCGGGAGACAGUGGAAAAGGGCAUAUUUGGAGGUGGGGUAAACUGUUGGAAGGUUACAGCACCAGUUCUAGCUGUAGAGACCAAUGCGAAUGAGAUGUGUUUUGUUGCAGCUGGGGCAGAUGAAGGCAUCUGGUUGUGCUGCUGUGGAUGCACUAUGGCAUUUCUUCUCUCUCUGCUCCUUUGACCGGUCAUCCCUCUUCUGGUCACUUUUAUGGAUGCAGGACCUGUCUGUCUCCAGGCAUUGCAGUCAUCUGCAAAGGAUUCCCACACGGUGGGGUUGAUGUUUCCAGCCUUUAUGUCACGUUUGCAGGCAUCUUUGUAGCGCAGAGUUGGUCGGCCAAUGGGUCUGGUGCCUGAAGCCAGCUCCCCAUAGAGCACAUCCUUGGGGAGCCUACCAUCUUCAAUUUGUGGACAAGACCAAGCAAACAUAGGCCUCGCUGAGACUGGAGUGAGAACUUGCUGGGAAUGUGGGCUUGAGAGAGCACAUUUUUGGUUGGAAUUCUGUCCUGCCAUUUGAUACCCAAAACAUUUAUGAUGCAGCGUAUGUGGAAAGUGUUGAGGCCUCGCUCCUGGCGGUUGCCCAUGACUUGCUUCCAUAAAGCAUUGUGCGCAACACACAAGCCUGGUAGACCUUCAUCUUGGUAUUGAAUGUUUGUUGUUGUUGUUUAGUCGUGUCCGACUCUUCGUGACCCCCUGGACCAGAGCACGCCAGGCACUCCUGUCUUCCACUGCCUCCCACAGUUUGGUCAGACUCAUGCUGGUAGCUUCGAGAACACUGUCCAGCCAUCUCGUCCUCUGUUGUCCCCUUCUCCUUGUGCCCUCCAUCUUUCCCAACAUCAGGGUCUUUUCCAGGGAGUCUUCUCUUCUCAUGAGGUGGCCAAAGUACUGGAGCCUCAGUUUCACGAUCUGUCCUUCCAGUGAGCACUCAGGGCUGAUUUCCUUAAGAAUGGAGAGGUUUGAUCUUCUUGCAGUCCAUGGGACUCUCAAGAGUCUCCUCCAGCACCAUAACUCAAAAGCAUCAAUUCUUUGGCGAUCAGCCUUCUUUAUGGUCCAGCUCUCACUUCCAUACAUCACUACUGGGAAGACCAUAGCUUUAACUAUACGGACCUUUGUUGGCAAGGUGAUGUCUCUGCUUUUCAAGAUGCUGUCUAGGUUUGUCAUUGCUUUUCUUCUAAGAAGCAGGCGUCUUUUAAUUUUGUGACUGCUGUCACCAUCAGCAGUGAUCAUGGAGCCCAAGAAAGUAAAAUCUCUCACUGCCUCCAUUUCUUCCCCUUCUAUUUGCCAGGAGGUGAUGGGCCCAGUGGCCAUGAUCUUCGUUUUUUUGAUGUUGAGCUUCAGACCAUAUUUUGCGCUCUUCUCUUUCACCCUCAUUAAAAGGUUCUUUAAUUCCUCCUCACUUUCUGCCAUCAAGGUUGUGUCAUCUGCAUAUCUGAGGUUGUUGAUACUUCUUCCGGCAAUCUUAAUUCCGGCUUGGGAUUCAUCCAGCCCAGCCUUCACAUGAUGAAUUCUGCAUAUAAGUUAAAUAAGCAGGGAGACAAAUAUACAGCCUUGUCGUACUCCUUUCCCAAUUUUGAACCAUUGAGUUGUUCCAUAUCCAGUUCUAACUGUAGCUUCUUGUUGCACAUAGAGAUUUCUCAGGAGAUAGAUGAGGUGAUCAGGCAUUAUAUAAAAAAAAUAUAAAAAAUUGUCCAGUAGCACCUUAGAGACCAACUAAGUUUGUUAGUAGGUCUCUAAGGUGCUACUGGACAUUAUUUAUAUUUAUAUUUUUAUAUAUUUCUACUGCAUCAGACCAGCAUGGCUACCUGCCUGAAUCUUGAAUGUUAGCGUCACAUUCUCCCAUGCCCUUUUGAAGAGGUGAAUCAUUGCCAUAGCUGCCUUGCCAAUUCGUUUGUCCAGCUCAGUGUUACUAACGGUGGAACCAAAGUAGACAAAAUCUACCACCUCAAGUGUGUGAUCACCAGUGCUGAUGUGUGGAGUGCUGGCAGCAUACUGACCCAGGAUGAUGGUAUUUGUCAGGCAAAUAGUAGGGCUAAACUCCUGCAGACAUGGGCAAAAAUGAAUAUAUAUAUAUAUAUAUAUAUGAAUAUAGAAAUUGAUGGGUAUAAAUUAAUCAGUGAAAAGGUGGAGACCCAACAGGAAGAGAGGAAGGUAAAGGAUGUGUAUACUUGUGAAGAGAUUCAUAACCUGGAACAUGGAAAGCAGAUUGAGAAUAUAUGGGUAAAAAUUACAGGAGAGGGAAACUACAGUGACCUUAUUCUGGGUGUCUGCUGAAGACUUCCAAGCCAGACUGAAGACUUGGCUGAUGUCUUCCCAGAGCAGAUGUUCAAACAUUUGAAAAGGAGAGCUAUAGUAGUCAUGGGAGACUUCAACUUCCCCAAUAUCUGCUGGAAUUCAAGCUGCCAAGAAUGUAGUGUCCAACACAUUCCUCACUUGGUCCUUACCAAGAGGGAUGAACUGAUCAACGAAGUAGAAGUCCUGGAAACCUUGGGGGGAAGUGAUCAUGUCCUCUUGGGUUUCAGAAUGUAGAGGCAAGGGAAAUUGCGCUCAGAUGUGCACUCGAAGGCUGAUUUCAAAAAGUUGAAGGAACUACUGUGACAUGCCAUGGUUGGAAAUAACUCAAAGAGAAAGGAGCUCAAGAUCAGAGUUUCUUAAAGGUCAAAUAUUAAAAGCUUAAAUGCAGACGAUUCCAACAAGAAUUGGAUGCAGAAUGAGCUUACAGAUGGGUUGAAAUUUGAGAAGAGAAGAAAGGAAAUCAUGGAGGAGGAAUAUAUAUAUAUACGAGUAGCCAACAGUUGCAGGGUGAAUGUCAGAUGGGCUAAAGCUCAGAAUGAACUCAGGUUUGCAAGAGAGGUUAAAAAGGGUGUGGUUUUUUGGCUGUGUUCAAAGCAAGAGGAACAAGCAAGUGGCAGGUCCUCUGUGUGGAGAAGAUGGAGAAGUGCUAUUGUAUGAGCGAGAAGGCAGAUGUCAGAGAAGUUCCUUCACUGACAGCAGAACUGCUCAACAUCUCUUUCUGUCUUCACCCAAAAGAAAAGCAAUGCCCAACCUAGUGAUAGCAUGAUGAGUGAAGUGAGGGAGGAGUUGCAGCCCAAGAUAGGAAAAGAGAUGGUAAGGGAACACCUAGCAACGUUAAAUGCCUUCAAAUCUCCAGGGACUGAUGAGCAGCACCAAAGGGUUCUAAUGGAGCUUGCAGAUUUAAUCUCAGAGCCUCUAUCUAUAAUCUUUGAGAAUUCUUUGGAGUUGUCAUUCAUGAAUGUCUGGCAUGCCACAGGUCUAAAGUGCAAAUUUUAGGCAAAAUACAUCUUUGGAUUUUUAGUUUCUUGGUAGCAUUUUGGGGCUCACCAUGUUGAUCUAGUAUUUAUUCAGGUGAAAUUUCAGAACAGAAACAUGCAGAUUCAGCACAGAAACCACCAGGACCCAAGCAGGUCCUUCACAACACGUCUUUUGGGAAGGUAUCCCCAUGUUCACACACCAGAGCUCCGCAAAUCCCUCGGUGGACUUAAGGGAGCAGCUUCUGUUACACAAAGGCUCUCCACUGUGACUUCCCUAGAUUCUUGGGCGAGUUAACAUUUCUUAUGGGUAUCUCCUGGAUCCCUUCUCCUGUCCCAGCUUUUCCUCGUGCUCUCUUGAUAAAGGCUUCAGGGCAUCCAGGUGACUGUGCUUGGGAUCAUGGAACUCUGGGGUUCUAAUGUAUCAAUAUAAGCAUUGGCUGGGUUCAUUUCUCAUAGACAGGAGGGAAAGGGUUCAAUCUUCCUGUCACGGAACCCCUAGAUUAAAUAUUAGAGCACUACAGCUGCUGAACUGAUCAUCUGUGGGCUGGUUUUUACUCCAGGCCUCUAGAGAGUUAUUCUAACUCAUUAGGAGGCAAUUUUGACUCAGUGUCAUUUUUACAUGCCAGAGACAGAAGAUGUGACUGUGCUUCAAGCAGGGCAGACAGUCUGCUCCCUGUGAGAGUCCCUCUAACAUGUCAGAUGCAGGUGGCAGUGCACGCAAGUGCCUGGCUGGAGACUUAAACCACUUGUGUCCUGCUUUGUGUGUUGCCAGCUCCAGGAGAAACAGGAAGAGCUUGAGAAUUUGAUGAACGCUAUCUUCAAGGGGGUCUUCAUUCACCGCUAUCGGUGAGUUGGGGUGAGGGCAAGUUCAGCUAGAGCAGGGACCAGUGAGCCACGCUGUCCAUCUUAACACUUUCUUAUUAUUUGCUUGUCAAGGGACCUUAUGCCUGAAAUUCGUGCCAUUUGCAUUGAAGAGAUGGGCCAGUGGAUAGAGCAUUACAGCAACUCCUUCCUGACUGACAGCUAUCUCAAGUACAUUGGCUGGACGCUACAUGACAAGGUAGGUAGGUGGAAGAAGGUGGGUGUUGCAUCCAGCAGGAGGUACCCAUCUGCUCACAGGCAAACAGCUGUAAACAUGUUCAGGGCUUCCAUGGGACUGCGGUGGAGAACCUUUCUUAGCCUGAGAGUCAGAUUUCCAUAUGGCCAACCUGCCAAGGGCCAGGGCACACGCAUACACCUGGGCAGGCAGGGAUGCCUCUGUGUGAUCUCUAACAGGAAGAAACUGCAUUCACACAUCCAGCCACCUCUGUGCUGGGGUGGGAGGAAAUGCUGCUGUUUCAUUUUGAAAGGUUAGGCAGCAUUUCUCUUGUUUCUGAUCUUGGAGACAUUUCAAAUGCAUUAUUUCAGUAAUAAUAGCAACGCUGCAAGAUAAACUAUAUUAUUCUCUUACCGAGAAUUGGAGGGAGGGGGGUACUGAACCGCAAGCACAAAGAGGUGCUGAGCGAGGGGUUUGAUGUAAGUAUACCCAAGGAGGAUGUCAAAAACACCAGAAUGGGCAGUUCUACUGCCUUAUUUAGAGGUAUAAACUUACACCACAGCAUGCAGAGCCCCACUACCUGUACAGAAGGGAUGGACACCACAAAAGCGAGAGGUCGUCAUGAUUUGUUUGCAGCUGAGGAAACAUGUAUGUAUCCUUUAUGCACAAAGUAGCAUAUGUUAGUUUCCCCUGGUCAGCGAGGCCAGAGGUAGCAGCUGUCCAGAGCUCCUCUCUUCCUGGGCCCUGAGCCCAGCAUCCCAAGGCUUACAGAUAAGCAUAGCAUCGAAGCCAGACAAUUCGCAUAUAUCAAAGCAAGUGAAUAUAAACAUGAGCUUGUUCUUGCAACAACUAGCCGUUGUAGUUGUUGCUACAAUUGGUCGUUGUUGGAACAUUUCACCUUUGGUUCAUCACGGUGAUUGUCAGAAUAGCUGCUUUUCUAGUGGAUAUGUUUUUGGAGGGAAAGGUUUGGAAGAGAGAUUCUUACUCUCUCAACAAAGUUAAGUACAAUUGUGAUUGCACAUUAAAACUUGGUUAGAUUUGCAUCUUUAAACAAAUGUUCUUCACAAAAAUACUUUGGGUAUAAUAAAUCACAGACACUUAGCUUUGCAAACAGGUGAAUAUUUUGCUAAGGAGUUAUAGAAGUUACAGUCGACGUCAAAAUCUGCUGGUAGUGAAAUGAAGAUGAAAAAGGUGUCACGGCUAAAAUGGCCGCUGUUUCUUUAAUGCGAAUAAAGCUGGGUCAGCAUGAGUCAGCAGCCUGCACUGGGUUGUAUAUAUAGAGUGAGAAAUGUUAGUUUGGGUUGGCUGGUGUUUGGGUUGGUUGGUUGGUUAGUUAGUGUUGAUGUGUGUAGUUGGUCAGUCGUGGACUUCCGGGGUGGCGCCAUCGGCAAUGGCAGACUCUGAACUGGAGGGACUAGCUCCGCGGGAAACGGGUCUUCUCCACUACGGCGAAGCGGGGACCCUUUUAAAAAUCACAGGCGGAUGAAGCCUGUGACCAUGGGACUCGGCGGGCACCUUUAGCGCCCCCCCAACUCGCUAAGGAACCCACUAACGGGCUCCUAAGUGAAGAGGGGGAAGUGGCGCGGUGCUGUGAGUCAACUGCUAUUUCCGUGGAGCGAAGCUGCAUAGCCGUUGCCGGAGAGCGCUGCCUUUUUCCUGGGACAAUUUGGACUCUAAAAUAAGCACCCGUGAGUACUUAGACUUUGAACAACUGGACAUUAAAUAAGGUCUUGCGUGCAGAAAGGAAUUGGAUCUUAAAAAUCUAUUUCAAUUUGGUACGGAACGGGAAGGUCUAAACAGGAAGUCAGCCUUCCGUUCCUUUGUAGACAGAAUAAAGCAAAGACAACGUAAACUAGAGCUUAGAAAAUCGCCUUUAAAGGAUUGGAUUUCAUCAUUUAAAAUUGUGGAACCCCCCUUCGACAGCAGGAGAAGAAGGGGGAUCUUUUUCGGACUGUUUAAAGUGAGUUUAAAGUAAAGCAACUUUCCUCCGUCCUGAUCCUGGAGCGGGGUGUCAGGACUGACAUUUGAAGUUCAUUGACCAGAGACAAACGUUUUUGACAGAUAGCUAAAAGAAGAGAAACAUAGUGAUUCCACUGUUUCCCUUCGCAUUUUAAAGGAACAAAUAUUGACAAAGUAUCUCAAAAAGGGAAACUUCGUUGCAAGAACAAAUAGAAGUUUUCCCCCUAGAGGGAGACUGUGAAACUGUAACCAACUCCAGGGAGCCGGCAGCUGUUACAGAUUACAAUCGUGGGAAUUGGCAUUUGACCUUGCAGGACAAUGUAUUCAGAAGCUUUGUUGUGUGCUUUCUAUAAAACAAAUGCCCUACUGGAACAGGUACAUGAGAAGGUGAAUUUGAUGGCGACUUCGACUAGAAAUUUUGAACAGGCAGUGGGAAAUUUUGAACAGACAGUGGGAAAAUAUGUGGAGCCCACCCAGGAAUUAAAUCAGGAGUGUGUUUUGAAAGAACAGGCCCAACAGGAAUAUGAGUUUUCGGAUUUGACAAAUGAACUUGGAAAAAGCCAGAUUUGGAAAGAAAAAGUUUGGUUUGGCUUGGAAAUGGGGGGCUGGAUUGACCCCCCUAUGCUGGGAUGUUUGGACUUUUCAAAUCUGGCAAUGGGCCGUGAGAUGUUUGGGAUUGUGGGGGCUCUUAAUUUUGGAGGGUCUUUGAAACAUGUUUUUAAAUACCAUAUGGAAUUCAGUGCUGAAUAUGGAAAAGGGGCUGAUGUGUCGAGAAGGGUUAAAAAUAUUGCCAAGCUGGAGUUACCACGAGCAGGAGACAAGGGAAAAUACAGUUAUAAAUAUGAAGAAGAGCUGCGGAAGGGACAUGGAAGAGACUUGAGGGCCUCGGAUAUAAGGUUGCCAGGUUAAUGGGCUAGAUCGAUGGGACAAUAAGGACUGACAAAACCCGGAACCAGGAGGAAGGGACGUUGGAUGAAGAUUGGAUCUGUUUGCAUUUCUUUUUUCUACCAUUAGAACUGUUUUAUAAAAUUGAUGAAUGUCAGAAAAAUGUUGGAAUGAAAUUACUCGGCUUUAGUAAAGAUGUUUAAAGAAUUAUGAAAGAAUAUUAUGGUUAUGAGAAGUUGGUAAGGAGAAGAUAUAAGUUUUAAGCUUUAAGGUUUAUUUUCUUAUAGAAAGAUAAGAUUAAAACAGUUUAGGGUAAUGUAAUGACAGAAUAUUAUGAAAUAUGGAAAGGAUUUGCUGGGAUAAUUAAUAACUAGGAUACAAAGAAAGGGAGGAGGAGGAGGUCAAAGAAAGAAGGUAAUGACAGUUGAGGAUUCGAGAAUAAUGAAUUUGUUUUUAAAUGUUCUUAAUUGUUUGUGGUGUAUUUUUGUAUUUUUUUCUGUCUCUUUUUCUUAUUUUUGAAUUUGUAUUCGUAUGGUUGGAAGGGGUUUGUUUCCCCCCCCCCUACUUUGUUAACUAUUUUUAUUCUGUAUUUUGUAUUUUCUUCUGCUUUUAUUUUAUUUUGUAACACUUUGAAAAUUUCAAUAAAUAUCCUAUAAAAAAAAUAAUAGUUGGUCAGUCGCUUUCGCACAAAGACUUUUAAGAAUAAAACUCUGCAAGGACUUUUCUCGUGGACUCUUUUGUGCCGACAAGGGUCCAAGGACCAGGCUAAGGAGACAAAGGGAGGUCAGAACCCUUUCCUUCCUUUUUUUUUGCUUUUUACAAACACUGACAAAAGGUUCCAAACGACUUAAAAAGAAAUGUACUUGGUUUCAUUACCAAAAGUUCAUGCAAUCUUUCGACUAACAAAAAUGCAGGCAAUGAAACCUCCUUAUAGAGAGAUUCUUCAUUCACAUGCAGCAUUCUUGAGUUGGGAUCAGGAAGCAGGAAGAUUGAGAGCCUCAGGUUAACCCUUUCAUGCACACAAAUGUGAGGCAGUAACUGUAUUACAGUGUAUAAGGCUGAGAUGAGAUUUGAGCCCAGGGACUUUUUAAGUCAAAGUCAGUUAUGAGUGAAUAUAGUUCAGAGGAAAAGACUUAACUUGCUGUUUGCCAUAGGAAGCUUUCAGGUAGAAGUUACUUGACUUAGGACAGCUGUCUUGUAGUCCUUUGAAGUCAAGGCUCCUUAAAACCCAUUGAAACAAAUUUUAACUGCAAGAUUGCAGGCUUGUUUAGGAGACUAUAAGAAUCUGUGGUUAUACUAGUUACUUGUUCAUCAGUGUGGGUAGUGCAGGUAAUAUUCUCAGUUGAUUCUGUGAAAGUAGAAACAUGCCUGUGAACGUUGAGGUUCUUCUGGGAAAAUGUCCACCUUAGGGUCUGGCCAUGCUGAUCUCUCUUGAAGAAGCCCAAGGAGUUGGCCUGGCAGCUUCUAGUCUCUUGCUCCUAAUCUCCUCUUGUCUGUCUUGCAGCAGGGGGAGGUCCGGCUCAAGUGCCUUCUUGCUCUACAAGGACUGUAUCACAGCCAGGAGAGGGCUGCUCGCAUGGAGCUCUUCACCAGUCGCUUCAAGGUGAGGGUCUUGACCCAAGAAUGCUGUCAGCUGGAUGUCUUCCACACCUUCUUGGCCUUCCUCUGACAGGGGGAGUAUGUUCCUGUACAUUCUGCUGUGGGCUCCUUGCAUCUGUGAAGACAUGGUGGGGAGGUGCGCUGUUCUCCCACCCAAUGCCUGCGCUCUUCCCUGCAGGAGCGAAUGGUGUCCAUGGUCCUGGACAAGGAGCCCCAAGUGGCAGUGGAAGCUGUCAGGCUGCUCACCCUCAUCUUUCAGUAAGUGUUGUCAGGGUGGGGGUGUUGCUAGGGCCUGAGCCCCGUGGACCCCCCCCCAAUGUCCAUAGUGUGCACACAGGAAUCUUCCUUGGUCCGUUCAAUGCAGUGUUGUCUGCGCUGACAAGCAAGCCGCCUCCAGGGCUGGGACAAGGUGUUUCUCAGCCUGCCUGGGACCUUUGCAUGCAGGGCAUGUGCUCUGCCACUGAGCUCCAGCCUUGGCCCACUGAUGAGUGGAUGCUUGAUCUCCAUUCAGGAACAUGGAUGAUGUGCUCACAGACUCGGAUUGUGCAAGCGUCUUUCCACUUGUGUAUGCUUCUAGCCGUCCCCUUGCAGCAGCCGCUGGCGAAUUCUUGUAUAACAAGUGAGUGUGUCCUCUCUCUACCCCCCCCCCCCCCGGAACUGCAGCAUCUCAAGCAGAAGACCAGCUUGUUUUUUCAUGUAUCUUGUAAAUCAUAUGUUUUGCUGCAAUCAAGCGGUUUGUAAAUUUUAUUAAACAAACAAGAUUUGAUCCUGCUCUGCUGCCUCUUACAAGCCUUCCUGCAGAAUCCUUGAUUCCAUCUCCCCUUUCUUAACAAUAGCGGUUUGGCCCCUAGGUUGUUGGUUCCCACCAUGUGUGCCAGGGGGACGGCAGGGAAGCAGCGCACCCGAGCCGCCUUCCAGCUGCUGCUGGCCUUUUUCAUUGAGAGUGAGGUGAGGCAGCAGGGAGGUGGGGGCAGGAGAGGCCUUCCCAGGCAGGGGCAUGACAUUGCUCUCCCCACACAGUUCCAUGACCAUGCCAGCUACCUGGUGGACAGCCUGUGGGACUGUGCGGCUGCCUUGCUGAAGGACUGGCAGCUGUUGACUGGGCUUCUGCUGGAGGAUCCCCCUGCGGAAGGUGAGGAACAGGUGGGGGGUGAAGGGACACCUGGAAGCAGUGAAGAGCAUUGACACCUCUGCCCAGCUUGCAUGCGUGAUGGGGGUGGAGGUUGGCUCUUGCUGGACACGUCUGCCAGUAAAGUGUCUAAGGUGAAAACUUUCAAUCUGGUGUGGUCCAGGACCCACCCAGCUCUUCAGUGAUCAGCUCACAACUGCAAGGUCUGAGUAGAAUCAUGGAAGGGGAGGGGUUACCUUGGAUCGGGCACCUGCUUGUCAUUUUUAGCAUCGCCUUUGGCUGCUUCCAAAGGUGCCAGGGGAGGAGGUGGAGUGGUUUGCAUGUUGGCAGUUUUAAGCAGUUUCUCUGGCUGCGAAGAGAUGCAGGAGCAGUGUUCAGUCUAGUUGCCUAUUUUUUACCUUCACACAAGUUGAGAUGGAGACAUAAUGGCUGCUGGUGAAAUGAAGCCUCUCCUUUGAGACUUCUCACAGGGUAGGCUAAAGUUGGAGUGGGGAACAUACAAGGUGGUGAACUACAACUCCCAUCAGCCCUAGCAGGCAUGGCAAAUGACCAGGGAUGAUGGAAGUUGCAGUUCACCAACGUUGAGGUGGGUUUAAAGGGCAGUCCAGACACGGACAGUGUAUGAGGUGUACAAUGUGGAACAACUGCAUUGCGCUGGCCAGCAAAGGGCCUGCAGAACUGCUUGGGUGAGCUGCCUCGCUCCCUGGCUCAGCUGCCGCCUUGCUCCACAGGCCUCGGAGACCGAGAGGAGAACAGCCUCAUCAUGUUCUUGGCAGCCAGUGUGCGACAGGCCACAGAGGGGCAGCCACCUGUUGGCCGGAUCUCUGGAAAGAAGGUAAAGGAAGGGUCAGGGUGGCCGCCUGAGGUGUUCCUAGCUCAUCUCCUGCCCUCCACUGGGCUAUGCUUCCCAUCCUUUCUUCUCUACAAGGUGCUUUCUGCUCGGGAGCGCAAGGUGCAAGUGGAGGAUCGCCUCAGACUCACUCAGCACCUCAUCCCCCUGCUGCCCCUACUGCUGGCUAAGGUGAGCCCUGUGAGGGAUGGGGGCCUCCCUCUGUGUUACUGGGAGGGGGCAUGGAAGCAUUCUGGGGUGACGUGUCCCUCCCUGUUGGGGUCUGGGUUCAUGGCACUUGACAUUCUUGGCUUCAACAAAUGCAGACAAGAUGGUUUCCCUUGCCCUGGGCAGUGCCCUCCUGUUCAUGGCUCCUCUUGGCUAUGCGGGAGCCUGAAUGUCCCUUCUCUCCGCUCCCUUUGGCCAGUUCUCAGCUGAUGCCGAAAAAGUGGUUUAUCUGCUGGAGGUCCCGCGCUACUUUGACCUGACUCUUUACAGCAGCGGCCGUCUAGAAAAGGUGAGGGAGCCCUGCGCCUGCCCCCUUCCCUUUGCCAGACCAGGGCUUAGGUGUGGGGCUGGGCUUGCCUUCUCCCCCUAGUCCAGAGCUGCCAUUCAACCAGGCUGCUGCACUUCCCCAAGCAUUUAGAGCUGCUGCUGGCCCAGCUGUGGGAGGUGAUGGAAAAGCACACAGACUGCGAAGUGCUGGAGGCUACUUCCAGGACUCUGCACAUGCUCUGCUCUCCAGAACUGGCUUUCUACAGCCGUGCAGAUUUUGCCCGCAGUCGUCUGGUGGACCAUCUGGCGGAUAAAUUCCAGCAUGAGGAGACUGAACUGUUCCAGGUACAGAGCACUGGUGGCUGUGGCAGCUUGGAAUGGUCAGUGGGAAGGUAGUGGCCAGACCACAGAUGGGUGGGUGCAGCGGAGGUGCCUGGGAAUGGGGUUGGUGGCUGGGUUAGGCAGUGCAUGUAUGGAGCAAUGCUUUUCCUUCAUUUCUCCCUCUUCCACAUAGGAGACUGUAAGAGUGUUGAGGUACUGGGUUGCUUUCCUGCUUCACAGAUAGACAGGGCAUCUCUGCCAUUGCAGUCCAUGGAAGCCCAAAAGACUGCAAUGAUCACGGAGGAGGAGAAACGGGCAUGGUCAAUUAGGUUUUCUUUCUCUUGGUUCCUGUUCAGUCCCCCGGCUGUCUGGAGAAUGAAGAUGUGUACUGUGUGGCUACCACUCUCAAACGCAUUGCCAUCCUGCACAGGUGAGCACAGGGAGGAGGGAGAGAACCAGGCCGUCCUGUUGUUUUGCAGGCCCCAUCCUGGCUAGCGUCCCAGCUCAAGGCUUUCAGACCCUCCCUCAGCUGCUCUGGAGCAGCCCCAUGCUGCUUCUGUUGCAUGGAAGGAAGAGGCAAGGAAUGUCCUUUGCUUUUUUGUCUGCAGUGCUCAUGACCUGACCCCGUGGAAUUUCUUUGAUCCCUGCAUCCGACUCCUGCGCCACACGGUGGACACAGAGGAGAUCCCCAAGCAGGUACUGCAGGGUUGCAGGGAGAGAGGGGCUUGAACUGACGAGUGCCCUGGAAAAGUGGAGAUGAACAUGAGCAUGUGCCCACAGUUGCAUGCCUGUGUGUCGUCUCAUUGUUGCUACCACAUCCUGCUCCCUUCCCCCAUUUUGGGGGGUGGGUGCAGUCUUGCAGCUGCAGAGUGGAAGGCUCCUUCCCACCCCAAAAAUUCUGGAUCUUGCUUUGGCUACUUCCCUAUCUGCCUGACUUCCUUUGUUGCAGGUGGUCAUCUCUGCCAUAUCCUGUUCAUACUUCUCACUCUAUUGGGAGCUGUCCCAUCUCUGUGCCGCCACCGCAGCCUCUGACCCCCUUCCCAGACAGGUGAGCAGGGCUUUUAGAGAGGGUGGGUCUCCCUUUGCACCACCACACGCUCAUGACACCACUCCUCCUUCCAGGAGCAGCUGCUCAGCCUGAAGCAAAAAGUGGCUUCCUUCUGCUCCCUCUGUCAGAACUAUCUUGUGGACAUGGACCCCGGUGUUCAGGAGCAGGUAAGAGCAGGAGACAGGGUUCCUGUGUUCCCCGAGGGAGUUGGGAUUUUGGCUCUUGCCUACUUCAUGAAACACUCAAAAGAGCUGGGCUUCUUCUGCUGUUGGCCACAGGGAUGCUUGCUCAUCUCUUGUUCACAUUCUCCCUUCACAACACGAGAGAGAGAAGUUGCCAAAUCUUGCAAAGCCCACUGGCCACAACCCCUUCCUUCUCAUCCAUGUGGGUACAAGCAGUACUCCCACACAACCUUCAGCAUAUAGCAAAGGACUCUGAUACUCCGGGCAGGAAGCUGAAGGACCUUGGGGCAAAGGUGGUCUUUUCAUCUACCCUGUUGAAGGUUGUGACCCAAAAAGAGGGUAAUACUGGAGGUCAACCACUGGCUGCGCAGGUGAUGUCAGGAAGGUUUGGCAUCUUGGAUCAUGGUCUCCACUUCUUGAGGAAAGACUUCUGGCAAGAGAUGGGCUGCACCUCACAGCAGUUGGCAAGAAUGUGUUUGCUAAGAGUCUCACAAACCUGAUCAGGAGAUCUUUAAACUAGAUCCUGAGAGGGAGGGAGACAACAUUACAGUUAGAACACCAGUUACUGGGAACAAUAACUUCAUUGAUGCGCAGGAGACGGAGCUGGUGCUCCAGAAACCUGCUAAAGGGCAGGAAACUACCGUAUUUUUCGCUCGAUAACACGCACCUGACCAUAACACACACAUAGUUUUUAGAGGAGGAAAACAAGAAAAAAAAAUUCUGAAUGAAACAGUGGAUGUCUCAUUUUUGUGCUUCAUGCUGCGGCCAGACAUGUGAUUUGACGGUGAGUUUGGGGUAGCCCAAUGCAAAGAUCCUGAGAAUCCAUGUGGAUCUGUGCUUUGUAACCACGUUUUUGCACCAUUGCAGCCCCAGGCAACAGUGGGUACGUGAUUUUUUUGGUGCAGGCUGUAGCCAUGGACAUGCUAUGUGAUCUGAUGGUGAAUUUGGGGUGACCCAAUGCAAAGAUCCUGAGGAUCCAUGUGGAUCCGUGCUUUGUAACCACGUUUUUGCACCACUGCAGCCCUGUUUUUGCAUCAGAUCAUUGCUAUGUGAUCUGAUGGUGAAUUUGGGGUGACCCAAUGCAAAGAUCCUGAGGAUCCAUGUGGAUCCGUGCUUUGUAACCACGUUUUAAGUGGGGAGGGAAGGAAAAACAUAGAAGGGACAAGGAGCACCGAGAGGGGUGUGCGGAGAAGCAGCUGGCUAAGAAUGCAGGAGAGGGGUUUUACCGGAGGGAGGAAAGGAAGGCAAAAGUUCCCCCCACGCACCCACCCAAGCCAGCUCUCUCUCUCUCUCCCCCCCACCUGCAUGUUGCAGCACCAGAGCACGGAGAGGAAUUAGAAGGAAGGACGCCCUGCUUUCCCCUCUGCUUGCCUGGAGGGGAGGGGUUUUCUCUGCUCUUUGUUCCGUUUGAGCAAACACAGUAACAAACAGAAGCGGGUGGGCAGUAAGACCCUGAGGCAGAAUGCAGGAAAGCAGCAGCUUCCUCUUUCAAGGCUUCCCUUCUCCGGAGGAUUGAUAUUUGUCUGAUUUUUGCCUUCACUCGCGCCUGUCGGCUCCAGGGACCACACAUUCGCUCAAUAACACGCGCAGACAUUUCCCCUUACUUUUUAGGAGAAAAAAUCUGCGUGUUAUAGAGGGAAAAAUACGGUACAAGAAGGAAGCAGCUGGAGGAGUGACUCAUGGUUUCAUUUGUUGCAUGGCUUGGCCUUGUGCAGCUGAUUUGAGUUUCUGUGUGCAAUGGUGUUUGGGGGGUUGGGAGGCAGCAGCCUCAGGAGUCAUGGAGGAGGGGAGGCAUUGAUUUCUUGCCUCAGCCACAACUGCAAUGCAGUGGGUGGGAGCUUCCUUGUCUGUUGCUGCUGGGACAAGGAAGAGGCUACUCCUCCCCUUUGCCUGCCCUGUUGAUUCCGGGGGGGGGGGGGGUUACAGAAAAGAGGCAGUGUGUCCCUGCUUGCUGCCCUUUUCCUGCCCCCUCCCCCAUUUUCUAGGACUUGCUCCUGAAUCCUGCGAUGUCCCUUCCUGCCCCCUCACUUUCACUCUCUGGUUUCCCUGCCAGGCCUUUGUGGUGCUGACUGACCUGCUCAUGAUUUUCGGCCCUCAGCUGCCGUAUGGGGGCCACCGCCUGCUCCACGAGCUGGUGUACGAGCCAGAUGUUGCUUUGCAGUCGCAGCUGGCUGGCUUCCUUGUGGACCACGUUUUCAACCACGACCAGGUUGAAGGUAUUGGGCUGGGCCCAUGGUGCCACUGGCUGCAGGAGGGCAGGGGGUCCCUGGGCAGAGCAGCCUCCCCCACUCUUCCUCUUGUUGGCCUCAGGCAGCCAGGAUGAGAUGCUCCAGAUUGAGGAACUGCACCAGCGCCGCAAGCUGCUGGCCGGAUUCUGCAAGCUCAUCAUCUACGGAGUCCUGGAGCUGAGUGCUGCCUCAGACAUCUUCAAGCAUUACUCCAAGGUUGGUGGGGGGUGGGCGGAUGUGCCCAGGCUCUUGGCUCUGACAUGGGUCCCCUUCCUCUUCCUCAGCGAUGUUGCUGGACAGCUGGUUGGGUGCCAGAUUAGCUGUUCCUUCCCCAACAAGGCUCCAAGAGACCCACCAUAUCUGGUCUUCCAUGUGCAGCUCUGGUGGGCUGCGGUGGGGGGAACGACUGUUGCUUUUGGCACUACCUGGAGCUGUAAUGCACAGCAGCUGCCUGGUGGUAGAGGAUGGGGACCUUCUUCCUCCCAGGCUCCCACCCUGGGGAUGGGGAAUAUGUGUUACAGUUCAAAAGAUCACAGGCUCGGUGCAAGUGCAAAGCAUUAGGCACGUAGCCAGAAGCGCACUGAACUCAUGGAUGAUCAGGCAGCAGCAGAUUUAAAAGACCCUAUUCCCUCACCCAAAGUCUCACCACUACUCACCAGGCUGGUCGGGCCUGGCUAGGGGUGUUCUGUUGGCAGGGGUUCGAUUCUGGCUACCUUUGUGCAGCAUCCACCUGGGGACAAACCCUGGGAUUCUCUGUUCUAUGUGAUGGUCAGCAGAGGACUGUAAUAAUAGCUGUCUUUGACCCGGUCUUUCUGGCAUCCUAGCAUGUCCCACGUGAAGCACUUUUAGCUAGGCAAAUAGCACCAACACAAUUAGUCCUGCUUAGCUGCUCAACUAUCAACCAUGCCUACCAUGGCCUACAUGUGCCUGCCUGUCUGUCCAUUCAUCUCUGCAAUGCACUUACUCCAGCAAAGCAGUUGUCUCUUACUCUAGAGCAGCACAUUCCCAGGGAAGCUCCCCAGUACAAUCUGAGCAGAAAUUCACCAUCCUGAUUGGCACAAACCUCUUUGCGUGUCUGCAAGAAAAGAAAUAUUUUUGGUCACCUGACAAUGUGAUGUCAGGGGAUUGAGGGAUAGGCACAUGGCUGGGAAAGGUUCCCUCUGCCUGUGCUACAGCCCAGCCCCUUUGCAGCCUUCAGAGCCCCGUCAGACUCAUCUCAAUGGCCCAUGAGUGCUGUGCUUGCCGGGCCUGAGGUGUCUCCAGCGGGUUGCCAGCUGCUGUCCAGCUGCCUGACUCUGCAGUUAACCAAAAUAGCCAGCCAGUGUAUUGUUCACAGAAGCAAAACUUAAAAUGCACAAGUCAUGGCUCUUGGGCACAAGAGGAUGUUUGGAAGCCCAUUUCCAGUUGGACCCUAGCCAAGGAGUGCUGCCUGCUAGGACUAUUGCCCUUCCUUACCCACCCCAUAAUAGGGAAUAGAACUUUCUGUGUGUUUCUCUAUGGCUUAAGCCUAUGCUUUGGGAAUGGAGUGACUUUAGUGUUCUGCCCCCACCAGGCCUACAAUGACUACGGGGACAUCAUCAAGGCGACACUGAAUGAGACCCGCCAGAUUGACCGGACUGAAUGGGCUCACACGCUGCUCCUCACUCUGCAGCAGGUAAUGGGGGAAGGACCUUGAGCCAAGAGGUUGGGGAGAGGCCUUGGGUGACACUCCCUUGCUCUUCCUCCUAGUUGCUGACUCAGCUGCUUCUGGAACAGGGACCUGUAGGCGUCCACUCUGCCGCCUUCCUGGAGAUCCGGGAUUUGGCACGGCGCUUCUCUCUGCUCUUCGGGCUGCACCAGCUGCAGAACCGCUCCGCCCUUGUCACUCUGCAUAAGUGAGGAUGCUGCUGCCAAGGCCUUCUCUUCCUGUCUUGCAGGGUGUGGGAAGUAGUGGGAGGGCAGGAUCUGGUCCAAGAGCAGCCAAUGCCUGACAGGAAGCCAGCUGAGCAGGUGGAAGGGUGGGCCUUGGGAAGCCAGAGAUGGCUGGUCCAGGGGCUCAGUGCUCUCUGCAACAAAUGGCAGUGGCUUUCCAGGGUUCUGCCUGCAAUGGACCUGGGCGCAAAGUGGCUGCUUCUGCCCUGAAGCACAGCCUUGCCCAGUUCCUGGGUGUGGGAAGGGCAAGCCAAGAGGCUGGCUCCCCAGGCCCAGGAGGCAUCCCUGCUGCACUUUCAUUUGCCGUAGGGAUGGGAUAAAGUUUGCCUUCCAGGAGCCGGUGGCCUCCGACUCCAGGCUGGACCUUGUCCACCUGCCCUUCUUGGAGCUGCUGAGCGAGUUUUCUCCGCGGCUGGUGCCUCCCGACAAAGCCUUGCUGUGAGUGACUUGCGAUGGAAGAGGGGAGGCUGGGAGGCCCCUGUGCCCCUCGACUCCAUUCUCUGCUGUUAAGCCUAAUGCAGCUCCUCCCUCUGGCAGGCUGUCCUAUCUCAAGAAGAUCAGCCAGGCGCACCUGUCCUUCCGACGUGGAGAGGAGCACCUCUGGGCCUCGCUCCUGGUCUAUCAGCGCUCCCUGAGCCCCCAGGAGGAGGCAGCCCCCUCACCAGAUGUACCUGCUCAGCAGAAGCCUGGACCACCUGCCAAGAGGCGGCACCUGGAUGGUGGGAGACGGAAUGGAGGGGGGCAGGGUGGUGGUGGCUGUACUGCUGCAGACUUGGAAGCGGAAAUGGCCAUGUUUCUCCUGCCUUGGCAGAGUCCCUUGGGCAUAGUGAUGCCAGCUUCUCCUCCACUUCUGGAAGCCGCCUACAGAGCCCCUUGCUGACAUCCACCACCUUGCGGAAAAAAGGCCACUUGGCUGCCCAGCUGCUGGGCCAGGAGGACUCUGGCUCUGAGUCGGAAUUUGUGCAGAGGUGAGCUGGGCUGUGGGUGGGCUAGGGCUCGCUAGCACCCUCCCUGCAGGAGGCUUGACUUGCUUCUCUUCUGCCUUUUCAGCCAGCCACCGCAGGGCCACAAAGCCUCUCGCAGCCAGCCACAGCCCAAGAACCGUGGCAGCCUAGGCUGGCAGCUGGGGCGGUAAGUUUGGGCCCUUGAGUUGCUGCAAGCUGGAGAUUGGGCAAUAGGGUUUCACCACGAGGCCUCUGCCAAUUUAAAUAAGUGGAAGUAAUGUUUUCCAUCAGAGAACAACAAGUGAUACAAGAUUUUGUAUACGCUGUUUUAUGGGUUUGUGGUUAUAUUCAUGAAUAUGAAUAAUCAUUAUUACAAUAAAGCCAAGAUGCUUGGCGUCUGUGCAUCCAGGGAGAGAUUCCUGUGACCAGACGGUCUUUGCAGGGCAGCUGUGGAAAGGCAGAGACAGGGCAGGCACCAGGUUGGAGCCAUCCAGACUGCCUCUCCCACCCCCAGAAUAAGCUUUAAUCCCCCCAACAUGGCCAGGCAGCAAACGUCCCUUUGCUGUGCCAAGACAUGCCUCUGUUUUUGCCUCACAGGCUGACCCUGAUGGAAGUGGGAGAGGCGGUGGUGGAAGAGCCAGAGACCAGUGAGGAGGAGGUCGCCUUGGGCAAGGUGAAAAGAAGCCCCUGGCAAUGGGGGGGGGGGAGAGCUGCCUGCCCCCAGGUCCCCUGAGAGCCCCAGCCAGCCUGACCUGCAGCACCUGCUCCUCCUUGCACCCCCUCAGCUACUUUCUGGUUUCCCUCUUGGGGGCGGGAGGAAGGGCUGCGUUUGGCUUUGCUGGAGUGACUCCACUUUGUGCAGCAGGCAGUGAAUGGGUAGCUGGCCCACCUGGCUUUUGUCCGCAGGAGUCAGAGCUGAGGCCUCUCCUUGCCUGCAGGAUCUUAUCUAAUGGCUUCUUAAAGGAGAGAUGAGUGGGGCAGAGCAAGAUGGCUCCCCUUAACACCUGCCUUCCCUCUUCCCGCAGGAUUCCUGAGGUAGGCUCCCCCCCUCGCAGUUUCUCAGGGGGCUCUAUGCUGCGCUGCCCCUCCUGGGGUUGGAGGCUUCAGUUGCUUGUUGACAGUGCUGUUUGUCUAAUCGACGAUCUGGUUUUGGUGCCUUGGGGGGCUCUCCUUGCCCUCAUUUCUCAGGGACAGUUUUUGUUGUGUAGCAUUUGAGGUUUUGCCUCAGCUCCUCUCACUUGUGGGACACUUUCCAUUCUGCUAUUUCUGUUCUGCUGUUCCUUUUUUAUUGGGUUUUGUGGAGCUGUUGGCUGAGAAAUAAAACUGUUUAUGG